This is a messenger RNA of Podarcis lilfordi (Lilford's wall lizard), 61046 nucleotides long. The record is from the annotation of a GenBank genome assembly. Lineage: Eukaryota; Metazoa; Chordata; Lepidosauria; Squamata; Lacertidae.
GAAUGCAGUGCAUGGCGCGUCAUUGAAGAGAGACCAUGAUGGCGGCGGCCGCGGCGGCGGGGGGAGCCCCCGAGGUGAUCGCCCAGCUGGAGAACGCGGCCAAAGUGCUGAUGGUGAGGGCGGCGCGGCGGCGGGCGGAGCGGGCAGGCUGGGCGACCGAGGGCGCGGCGGGGAGCGGGGCGGCCCCUCCGCCCCCCAGUUGAUCCCUCUGGGCGGAGGAGACGCCGCGAGUGCCCCUUCUUCUUCCCUUGCAGGCUCCCUUGCAGGCUCCUUCCUCGGAGAGGGACUCCGCGGGGCUGCGCCUCCUUCCGCGCGGUGCCGCGGAAAUCUCGCCGCUGCCCUCUUUUUUCCUCCGAAGCUGCAGCCCCGUGCGCGCUGGCUAUGGGAGCAAGUCCCAUGGACCCCCCUCCGCGAGGGGGGACUUGCUCCCCAGCAAACGGGCGUAGGAUGGUGCUGCUAGUACUUCUCUGCUUUGGGGCCCCUUCUCCCUCCACAGCCCUUUCGCUUCCUUUAUCAUUGCUUCGGGCUCCUGCUCCUUUCUGCACCAUCAUAGCCUCUGCUUCCCAAAUCCUCUCCAUUUCACUCCUGUACCCACGUGCUCAGAUCCUUGCUAUCGGCUGUUCCACCACUCUUUGCUCUGCUCCUUUUUUCAUUUUAGAAACAUUUUUUCCUGCUGCGCAUCUGCUACAAUCAGUAUAAAACGACAUAUUCCUUCCCCUUUUUUUGGCCAACUAGUGAAUGCUCCCACCCCCACCCCCCGCCUCUGUCUCUGCAAGCCAACCUUCAUGUGCCUGGGUUACAUAAAUCUUAAGAUGCUUGUUCCAUUUGCUUGUUCUCCUCAACAGUCAAGGCACCUGGAAAAUCUGGGCUUGAAUAGCAAAACCUUUCCACCUAUUAGUAUUGCCUGUGCAAAGAGAAAACUGUUCCUUCAAUCAGUGUUUAAAAGCUUUGUGUGAAACAAGGCAGUCAGUCACUUUGUCAGUCUGUUGUUAGCAUUGAAGCUAUCAAUGCCCCCACCUCCACCCAGGUACACUUGUUUACUCCGGUAGAAUUUUGAUGGUUUGGGCUUUGUGGGAUUGUGACCAUUAAUUUUUUUAACAUUUUGUGUGUGUGUGGAAAGUGCUUUGCAGUGUAACUUGUUGCAUCUUCUGCACACACACCCAAAACACUUGCAACCAGCCUCGUAUUUCAUAGUUUUCCUGGUAGCCAUAGGUGUCCAGGAAUGCCAUAGAUGCGUGUGAGUUGACUGAAUAGCGCACUUGGUUUCUCUGCCUGACUCUGAAGAGGCCAGAGCUGCAUAGAAAUGCAAAGGGCUAGUAGAAAAGUGCCGGUUCUCUCCUUCCAGGAGCAUAGCUAGAUCCUUAAAAGGACUUAUACCCAUGACACACAUUGGUGUAUGCUAAUUUAUUUGUUUAGGUAAAAUCUUAGGCAAACUUUGAGGGGGGGGGAGAAACUACUUUGUAAGAAUUUUCUUAAAGUUGAUGUUUAAAAACAGGAGGAAGGCACAGGAGGUAUGGGGUCCUGUGCAAAUGGUCCACACAACCUGUGCUUUAACAUCUCCAUCAUUUCUGUGCCUGUCUGCUUUAUAGAAGUCUUCUUUAAAAACAACAACCAAGCCUUUCAAUAGGUUUCCAUGUAGGCCUUUAAGGAUGAGUCUUGUCCUCAUGAGCAGCCAUGAAAAUGCAGGCCUUAUAGCAGGCUGCUAAAAUUUGUUUUGCAGGCUAGUAACUUUUCUGUGAUUAUUGACUGAGCAGUAAAAUGCUAGAGAAAUAGAUAAAUCUGUCAGCUAAAAGUAUCCUCCAACCAAACAACUAUACCAUAAUCAUAUUGCCAAAAUGUCAAAAAGUUAUUGCUUAUUCUCUCAAAAUACAAGAAGGCAAGUCAUUGGUAUUCCACUAUACAAGUGGGAAACUAAUGCUCUGAAUUGGUAAUUAAUAUUUUCUCAUAGUCUUCUACGUGAGCAGUUUUUAUGUAAGCAUAAGUUUACCACACAAGCAUCACACAAUCUGCCGUACUACCCUGCAAGCAGUAGAUAUUGAGCAAUUGCUUAACAAUUAUACAUUAAUGCAUAGCAUGGAUGAAAACCUUACCUAGUAUGUGUGUGUUUUGCGUCCUGUUCUUUCUUUAAACAGGCUGGUUGGUUUGUCUGUGGCUAUCUUUCCUGCUCCUCAUUACAACCCUUUGAGGUAGAUUAGGCUCCCAUUGGAUCUAAGGUGUAGAAUGUGGAUGUAUGAUUUAAUCUGAUUUUAGUUUAUAGUUGACUUUAUAUUUUGAAUGAUUUAAAGAGUUUUAUGGUUUUUACUGAUAGCUUUAUUUUAUUAUUUUUGUUAAAAAACCUCAAAGCAGUUUGCAAACAAGCAGCAUAUAAAUUUUAUGAAAUAUUUUAAAGCAAAUAAUAAGAUCACCUUAAUGUACAAGGGGAAAUUUCAACCCAGGUAUCUCUGGUUUUACCCACUGCACUUGUGAACAUGUGGUGAUAUGUAGAAAAUCUGUGCUUGAAGGAAGUAUUGGAUUGCUUUAUUGUUAAUAUUUCACCUUCAUUUGUUGUAGACUUGCUGAUGGUAAUUUUUUUCUUUAAGCUAUUUAAAUAUCUGACAGUACCCUUUUUUUUAAUGGGUGGGUUAUCAAUUAUUGGACAAGAGCAGGCGGCUUGUGGAGGGGAGGGGACUUCUGUAUAGUUAGAAACAAUCAAGCACUAGAGGCAAACAGGGUUUCACUUCCAAUUCAGGCAUGUCUCAAAUGUAAACACAAUUCUCUUGGUGCAUAUCUUUCACUUAAAAGGUCGGUAGUUUGUGUACUUUCUUGUUGUAGAGAACAGUCUUUAUGGCUAAGCUGUUUCUACUCUGCAGAUUUAAAAUCUGUGGAUACCUUUCCUGGGGUUUACUAUAGAUAAGGAAAUCUGAGUGAAAAGUCUGGGUUAUUAUCUUUUGCCAAGAGUUAAUAGUACACAGGAUAAAUUAUUUAGCACAGACUUUGGUUUAGGAGUGAUUUAUGCCUGCUUAUAUGGGAAUGCACUCUAUAUUUCGCUACUAAGCGCACAUUUAUUUCUCUGUGCAAGACAUGCGUUUGAACAAUACACUGUAUUGGUUCAUGUUUUACUGAAAAUGUGCGCAGAUAUUAAAGGCAUUAUGGUAUUAUAAAGACUUCCCAAACUCUAAACUGAAAUAGAACAUCAGAUUUGAAUGUUUUGAACAAAGCAGGAAACUUUUGCAGGAACUUUUGCACUAAAUAAGCUACACUCUGAAUCCUUCUAAGGAGCUGUGGAAGAAAUCUGCUUAAUACUGUAAUUGAGACUCGGAGAUAUUUGCAGAGGACUGUAGAUUCUGUGUUGGGUGACUGAGUAUAAAGUGAGCUAUGAUUUAAUUUGUACCCCUUUGCCAGUGCCAUUAAGAGUGUGACCCAACAAGUCCAGAGUACUUCAAGAGGAGGCAAGACACAAAAGCCCAUUAAUGGUAUUAUUGACAGAAAUUUUCAUUGUGUACAGCUAUUCAUAUCAGCAGAACACACCAGGUGUGCUCUGUUUAUGCACAUGCUCCCAAUCUCUUACAAAUGCAGAUCACAACAAGGUUGUACAGACAAAAGCCUUGCCUGAUAGGAAAGUACUAUUUUUAAAGCAAACAGUCUUCAUGAUUGUGGGAUGUGUAUGUGGGAGGUUACUUCUAUGAUAGCUAUGCCUAGUUUUCUAAUUCAGACUAGAACAUUACAGACUGGAAGGUUAAAAUAAUUUACAAAACUUUGGUAGCAAAACAUUAGAAAAGGAGUGUUUUUAAUAUAUACCUUGGCAUUCUUCCCAUGCCUUCUGUGCUUUUAUUUGAGUUAAUAACAACUUUCUUUGAUGCCAAAGUGCAUCCCUUGAUUGCAGUUCAGAAGUUCUCGAGUUCCCCAUUGCUUGCUCUUGAUGAGCAAAUUUCCCUGAUUUUGUGGUACCUUCUCCAUAGCUGACAAAAGGAAAGUUGUGCAUAUGGGUCUAUUCUUCUUUAUGCUUCAUUUCUACAUAUGUUAACAAGGGAACGGGUUUUUAAUGAAACAACAAAGUACAGUUUUGCAUUUCAGGGGGGUUGGACCAGGUGACCCUUAGAGUCCUGUAAACACUACAAUUCUGUGAUUUUAAAAGUGUUUGUUGUUCUUUCUUUCUUUCUUUCUUUCUAUCUUUCUUUUUAUGUUAAUAUUUUUCCAGAAAGUCUGCAUGAUUUAUUGUAUUUUUAAUAUUUCGUUGGAAGCCGCCCAGAGUGGCUGGGUAUAAAUUUUAUUAUUAUUAUUAUUAUUAUUAUUAUUAUUAUUAUUAUCAUUAAUUUUAUAUGAUUGAAAUGACUAUUUUACAUGUAUCGAAACAAUUCCAUAAUUGCUUCUGUAAAAGUAUUUGUUGUUAAGGCUUAGAUAUGUGUCUUACACCUCAGUUAUUAGCAAGUCAGUUUGGAAGCAAAGCUAACCAAUAAUGGUGGAAUUUACUUGCAAUUAACCCCUUCUUCCCCACAUAGACAUUUUAUGUGGUCAGAUAUGGGAAGGAGCUGAAUCUCGCAGGACUAGUGAGAGCACAUGGGAUUUUCCAGUUCAGUUGUUUGCUUUUUCCUGCUGUGGUAGAGUUGAAAGAGAUGGGAGGGGCACGAUAGCCUGAGGCCCAUUCCUGAUUUUUCUGUGGACACAAUUCUUAGGGGGCAUAUUGCCCAACCUGGGGAAUAAAUGGCUUUAAAAUUUCAACCUUUGCCAGUAGUUCCUUGAGGUUGUGAAAAUCGCACACCAGAGGGUUUUUUUUUAGAGUUUUGAUAAAUCUCCAUCUCUUUCAAUAUUCAGAAACAUAGCAUUCAGAACACAACAGUAAAAGUGGGCUGCAAAAUCAUCUGAAAGCUUCUUUUAAUCCAAGGAAUCUUAACUUGUAGACCCUCUUACCUGCAAUUCGGCUACGACUCUCAUCAUUCCUGAUCAUUGGAUGCUAAUUGGGGCUGAUGGGAGUUGUAAUAAUAGAACAUCAUCUGGAGGGCCACAAGUUAGCCACCCCUGUUUUAAAGGAGCAAAUCGUUUUUACUAAUAAGAUACCUACAUAAUGCAUAAGUAUAUUGGGCAUCUCAAUGGAAUAAUGGGUGAAGGGUGGCUGAAAAGGAAUUUCCAUUUCUAUUUGUUUCUGCUGGUUUACAAGUCCCGUGCCUAACCUUAUAUGAUGCCAAGUGAUGGAAAGAUGUGUGUAGUUUGGGCCAAACCACUUUAGAAGGCCAAAUGGGAUUUCUUGGCAGUCUGGAGGAUCCCCAAUGUUGCUGUAGCACUUUCAUGAAUUUGAGUUUUUUAACGAAACAUGUCUGUCUCUUAAAGACCUGACAGUUUAACUACUUAAGUUUCCCAGUAUUUGCUUGGGCAGAUUUUUUUGCCAAGUUAUUAGGCCCUCCCUGUUAUGGUGAAUGAAGGCUUUUGAGUUUUACUGUUGUCUAUGACAAUCAGCUCAAAUUGAAAAGGUGUGAAGACAGAGGAAGCCAGACACUCUGUAGACAGGAGAUUUCUUGUUCAGUUAUCUAUGCUAAUUGAUUGAUGCAAGAGAUUUCAGCUUAAAAACAAGGCUGGGAGAGUAUAGGGUAGAGCUUGUACCUUUUCUCUUUGAUGAGGUUUAUAUAAGCAGAAUGGUAAAAGUUCUGUGUGCAUUUCUAUGAAAUUUAAAUUUCAUCUGGCUGAAGAAGAGCCUUUGUUAAACAAAUGCUUAUUAUGUUUCUCAAAGUUGAACCUACGCAUGUUUACGCAGAAGCAGACACCACUGAGUUCUGUGGAUCAUAUUCCCAGGUAAAUUUACAAAGGAUCGCAGUCUUAGAAUCACAGUAUAGGGUUAGCAACAGUUGGACAACAGGUAGUAUUUUGUACCUAGAAUAUAGAAGAUUUCUCACAUCUGCUACACAUGCACACCCCUAUUUGAACUUUCAGUAAAUAAGGUUCAUAUCAUGCCAUUAGGUACCAUGAUACCAUCAUUGGUUAGAUCAUUUAACAUAGAUACGUAGAGGCUAAUGAAGGAGGAAACCCAUUGCAGUUUUGAACCAAUCUUUAUAAUUUGUUGCUGUUAUCAUGGUGGGACUGGGCUUUGCAGCUGGCUGUUAGAAACCAAAAAUUCAAAACCUAGCCCAGCCAUUCAUUAUAGGCAGAACCCUGCUUCCGAUAUGAAAUGAUACUUGCUGGAUAUUUGAAGGUGUUGGAAGUACCUGACAAGAGUAGGGACAGUACACAGUGGUUUUGUAUGUAAUCAUGCAAAAUAAAAGCAAGCAUGAUUAAGCCUUUGAGAAAGGUCUGCUGUCCUCAGCUACAACAUUCUUUCUUGGGUACAUGUCUUUAAAGUGGAGCCUUGGAUGCCAAUUUACACACUAAAAUCAAAUUUGCUCACAUGCAGAAACACUGGCUAUCUGAAAUAUUCCUUUAACAGGCAUUAUUGUUAUCUGGCUAUCAUUUGCCGCUGACAUGUUUAGACAGGAUCUUUAACUUACAGUGCUGGCUUCCUGUUUUCUCCCAGAUCCAGCACAAGCCUGCCCUUGCCUUCAAAGACCUUCAUGGCCUUCUUCUCCUUGAAUUUGUGUCAAUAUCUUACUGGAGAGUCCAGCACUAGCUCAUGGGGUCUGGAGGCAAAGGCACCGGAGGGCAGUCUCGCUCCUUUGCGCUGAGGUUCUCCCCUCAAUUUCUUCUUUUUAAAGUGUUUUUAAGUCCAAUUCUAGUGUGAGGAAACCCCCUUUUGCGCCGCUGAGCCUCUGCUCCUGGGAAAUCCACCCGAAUAGGGCAACUUACGCCUCCUCUUGCUCCUGCUUCGCCUCUCCAGGUGCCGGGUCUGUCUCGAGCAGCUCAGAGCUCAAACUCUGACCCGACGCUGAGCACGCUGUUCCGGAAGCCUUCUCUCUUCUCUUCAAAUCUCUUUGGCUUGGCUCAACUCCCUAGUUCUCAUGCUAGCUAUUGUAGUCUGCAGCUAAACUUAAAUGCACCUGACUGAAGCAACUGCAUUCUGCUUCCUUGUCUCCAUUUGCCUCUCCUUCCCUUUGUGUUUCCCUGUUUCAAUUUUGAGAAAACAAUUGUUACAACAGUAAACAACACAUAACUUGUCCUGACAAAAUUGCAGGUUUUUUAUAAAAAAAAAAUCAUGCCAUGUGUUAAAUUUUCAGUGGAUGUAUUACACUUUCUUGUGGUAAAAUAAAACAUAUGCUUGUACUGUCUAAUACUUAUCAUGUAUUUUUAUUAUGAUCCCAUGUGGAUCAGUUGAAUUCAAAACAAAUUUUAAACGUCAGGAAUAAAACCUCAACAUUGGCUUUAUGGUGCUGGCAAAGGGGGAAAGCAAGAUUGAUUGAAACUAGUUUUUCAUUUUAUAAUUGGUAUAUUGUAUAGUUAUUAUAGUUGAUUAAACACUGGUUUGCCACCAAAUGGAGCUUGUAUGCAACUUAGGCGCACAAUCAGGGCAUUUCCUUGUGUAUUAUACAUGCCCCUUGCAGUGCUUAGAGACAAGUGGGAGGGAGGCUGAUAGAUAUGUCUAUCUCUCCUGUACAUAUGCAAAAAUACCAAACAAAAUAAUUUACUUGAAGAUUAAAGCCAGGGUCAAAAGAACCAUGAAAUUCUUUCAGCUUAUUUUUAUUGAACAGCAGCCUCCAAACUGAGGACAGUUUCAAAAGUACUUGGGUAUGAUAUGCAUGUGUUUUGUGUAUGUGUGAUCUGUUUGAUGAAAAUAUUCAUCUGGGGUAGUACAAACCUCUUGUAUGAGCCUGUUACUCUUUAGAUUCUUGCCUCGGUGCCCAAACUUUCCAUAAUUUGCCAUCAAAGUAGACCUUUUUUGACAUUUGUGAUGCUUGACCGAAAGGGUGUAUUUUACCCAGUAACAUUUUAAAUAUAUAUUUUUAUAUAUAUUUUAUAUGUAUAUAUUAUCAACUUCUAUAAAUAUAAAGAAAAACAACUUUCGUUCAUGGAGAGCAUGAGUACAGCAUCAAAUUACUUAGGUAUUACUUAACACAGCUACUUCAAGGAAAAACAUCCACCAUAAAGUUUCAUUUACGAUAAGCAUCUCUGUACCCGUUUAUAUAACUAAUGAAUGGAAACCAAGUUACAUCAAAGUGAUCACGUUUAGACAUGCCUCUUAUUUUUACCCAGUAACUUGAUAUUUUGCAUAGAGAGACACACUUUAACUCAGCUGGCUUGACUAGAGGGUAAUGGACGAAGUUUUAAUACAGAAUUGACAUAGACUUUUAUCAUGUGUUGGGUUUAAUUGUUGUCCUCUCUGGCUUCUCCUUUCCCACUGGUGGCUGCUAUCUUCUGCCUUGCAUGUGACUCAGGUCCUUGUUGAUAUCUUUGUUGUUAAGUGGAUAUAUUUGUUCUUGUGUAUUGGCUGUUGUUACAAGUUGUAUCCAGCUAAGUCAUGGCUCAUGGCUCAGUCGGUAGAGCAUGAGACACUUAAUCUCAGGGUCAUGGGUCCAAGCCCCACAUUGGACAAAAGAUUCCUGCAUUUCAGGGGGUUCACUGGGUUCAAUGGCUCUUGUGGUCCCUUCUCACUCUACAAUUCUGAUUCUUUGACUCAUAAGUCAUGCUCAGAGUAGACCAGCUGAUAUCAGUGGACUAAUAUUAGUCAAACCCAUUGAUUUUAGCUCGAGUAUGACUUAGUUCAUUUACGUUAAGUUCAGUGUUAAAUUUCAGCUUAUGAUUAGGAACACUACUAAAAAUCCUCACUUGUCAAAUAAGCUCUCAAAGAGUGGAGAACCUGUGACCUUCCAGAUGUUGUAGGACUGAAACUCCCAUCAGCCCUAGCCAACAAAAACCUGCAGGAUCACAGGCUUCUCAUUCCUGAUGCACGAGAACUGAAUAACUUACAGCUUCUUGUAUAGGCUAUCUUCUCAUUGACCUGUCUUUUUAAUAAAAUUACAGAGCACUUGUAAUAUUUUGCACCAAUAAAAAUAUACUUGCCUGCUUUUUUGCCAAUGAACACAUUCUUAUUUCCUCAUUCAGUCUCCACUCCUAAGAAAUAUAUUCUUUAUAAUCACGAGCAAGUUGGAACUUGGGUAAAAGAAUUAUUUCUCUGUAGCCAGUGACUCAUAACAGUACAAUAGCAAAUAAUAUUUUGUUUGCAAGCAAUCAGUGUGGUUAUAGGCUGUCUUCGAGGGAUAGACAUGUGUGUAUUAAAUAGUGUAUUCAACUGUGUCUUGCAGGUUAAAAGGUAGUUUGAAAGUUAAUAAUGGCCACUUAGUUGAAAAUUCAUCUGAUGGAAAGCUACUUGAUUAUUAUAAAUCCUUAAAUUCCAUAAUAUACCUUCAGAUACAUAUGCUAGUUGUGUAUGAAUGCUUGCGGUGACAUGCUUUUCAGAUUCUGAAUAAGUUUUGUUUACUACUUGUACAACAAGAUUCUAAAGGCAUCGUAUUUGUAUACUGUACAAUAUUGUGUAGUAUAGCAUAGCAUGCUUGUAGCAGAAUCCACUUACACAAGCUUCCGCAGCUUCUGAAGCUCCUGCAGCCAAUCAGAAGCCGUCCUUUGGUUUCUGAAUGUUUUGGAAGUCGAAUGGACUUCCGGAGCAGAUUCUGUUCAACUUCCAAGGUACGGCUGUAUUUAAUUUCAGGAUCCUCACAAUUGCCAGAGUUUUAAACUCUUUUAAUAAGGUGUUUUUAAAUCACUGUAAGCAAACGAGGGUCCUUUUGGUGAAGAAAUGGAAUAAUAAUUGUUAUCAGAAUGAUCUGUAGAACAUCAAAACCUUGAGCUGACCAGACUUUAUUGGCAAGUUGCAUUGUGUUGUGUGUUUUCACAUGGCAUAUGCUGACCUUACACUAGAGCAAGAGUUCCAAAACCCUGGAAUGUGGGGCUCGAACCCACAACCCUGAGAUUAAGAGUCUCAUUCUCUACUGACUAAGCUAUCCCUCUGCAGUGUGUCUGUGAAGAACACGUAAAAUUUUUAAUUCUAUAGAAUUCAAAUUGCACUGCAAUAAAAUGCAAGAAAGAAAGAAAAGAAGCGAUACAAAUUCAAUUAAAAAUGGUACGGCAUUCAACGCAUCACAUUACAGUUGCAACUGCGGACAGGAAAACAACCAUCAAGUGGUCUUUCAAUACCAUCAACCAUUUUCAAGUGGUCUGUGGGGAAAAUGUUUGAGAGCCACUGCACUAGAGGGCAGUAUUUUACUGCUAAAGACCUUGUUGUUGGCUUCUUGAAAGUUCAGAUCUAACGAAUCUUCAGUUUGCAACAUUGCUGUUCUUCCCCCCUUAAAAAAAACAAAAAACAAACAUUCUCUAGGAAAUAUGAUACUACUAUAUUCAGGUUCUCCCUGUCGAGGACCAAAUAUGUCUUCAGUGCAGGAGAAGUUAAUUAUGUCUGAUUGUCAACAAGAAUCAGUUUGUAGGUAGCAAGGAUACUAAAUGGCAGCUUAUAGCUGGAACCCAGAAGUCUUAGCUGACUCCUUUUAACACCGGUAUUUUUGAUACUAAAUUCUUUUACCAGUAUUUGAAGUUCUCUCAGCUAUUCAGCUGAACAAGCUAUUUGCUGUGCUCUUGGCAAGAAUGAAGGAACUGAAGAAGUAGUGCAUUGGCUUUUACUGGGAGUUCUGCUGCUACUGUAUUGCUUGGGAUGGAUCUGAAUCACAGGCGGUCUCUGAAUCUGUUUUAGGGAAUUUUUGUAAUUAUAUUUGAAUGCUGAUUAAUGUUCGUUGUUUUGUAGCCUUUCCUGGGAUCAUGAAUGUGAAAAAGUGCUAUAAAUAUAUAUUUUAAAAAUCUGAUCAUCAUAAUAAUCUUUUAUAUUAUUAUUUUAAAGAAAAACACACCAAAAUAGCCUUCAGUUAAGUGUAGUCAUCUUUCUGCCCAUGAAAAUAGGGACUUGUGGUUAUUCUUAACAUGGGUUUACACUGGAAACAGAAGGUUCCUCCUCCCCUCCAAUAUAUUGAAGCAAACUAUCUAUUUUCUCUUUAGGCACCACCUUCCAUGGUCAAUAAUGAACAACGUCAGCAUGCUGAACACAUAUUCUUAUCAUUUAGAAAAUCAAAAUCGCCAUUUGCUGUUUGCAAGCAUAUUUUAGGUAAGUCCUUAUGUGUGUAUUCAGCUGAAUAUUCAAAGUGUAUCACUAAGACAGAUUCAUUGGACCAUUACAUCGCUUGCCUCUUUGUGUGUUGGUGUGUUUGAGAAAUGCUGCUGUCUGCGUGCCAGAUUGGACCUGGGGUUUUCACUCUGCAGUCCUUUGCACACUUAACCAAAGAGUAAGUUGCCCCAGAUAUCAGUGGGGCUCCUCAGCCCCUGAUUUAAAGGUCAAUAUUCACUGAAACGGGGGGAAUUGAGUUAGGGACCAGCAAGUCCACUCUUUUGCCAGCUGUAACAAGCAAGACACCAAUUUAUGUAAUUCUCUGUAAAUCAUUGUCACUGCCCUGGCACCCUGUGGUGUCAUUUUGUUAUGAAUUAGUUGCUUUUGGUGAUGAUGGUUUUGGGUUUUUAAAUGUUUGUCUUGCUUUUUUCCACCAAUGGUGCUCAAAGUAGCUUACAGUAAUUGGCAGAUAUUAAACCAAAAUGAAACAAAAAUUACAUUUUUUAAAGAAAAAUCUGUUUAAUUAAAAGAGCACCUUACAAACAUAAAAGAGCCGAAUUGAACAAAAAAUUGAGUUACAUGGCACCUAAAUUACAGUGAUGUUCGCACCAAGCAGUUUUCAUUGGGGAAGGUAUUUCAAAGACAUAGUGCCAGUACAGAAAAGGCUCUGGGUAGUGUCCAGCAAAGUCAUACACAGAGUAGACCCUGCCUUUUGUCUCUAGUCAGCAUCCACCUGGCUUGAAAAAGCAAGGGCACCCAAAAAUGAUGUUCUAAAUCAGGCUUCCUCAACCUCGGCCCUCCAGAUGUUUUUGGCCUACAACUCCCAUGAUCCCUAGCUAGCAGAACCAGUGGUCAGGGAUGAUGGGAAUUGUAGUCUCAAAACAUCUGGAGGGCCGAGGUUGAGGAAGCCUGCUCUAAAUCACCCUUCUCUAACCUGGCACCCUCAGUGCAGUGCUGGCUGUGUCUGAUGGGAGCAUCUAGAGGGCACCAGGUUGGGGAAGCCUGCUUUAAAUGAAAAAACAUUAUGACCUGCCAGUUGCCACUUAAUUCUGAUUGGGAAGCCCUUUUAACGUGCUCGGUUUGUGCUAACUGUGUUUAAUCGUGGCGGGUUUGUGUAACCAGUGCCUUCUAGGUUAGUUCCUGUGGAUUGCAAACUUACCAUUUUGGAUCUCUCCGGCAGAAACUAGUAAAGUGGACUAUGUCCUUUUUCAAGCUGCCACGGCGAUCAUGGAAGCAGUUGUACGAGAAUGGAUUCUGUUGGAAAAAAGUAGCAUCGAGUCCCUACGAACAUUCCUUUUAACAUAUGUCUUACAAAGACCUAAGUAAGUAGUACUGCUAAAAAAAUACAAGUGUGCCAGUUCUAAAAAAAUACUGUAAGUGUUCCUGUUCAGAUAUAUGGAACCCAGUCAAUGAGAAAAUGCCUUCUGUUUUCAUGGGGAGGAGCAUAGUUUAUUGAUAAGAUCAUGUGGUUUGCAUGCAGAAAGCUGCGGGUUUCAGGUAGCAGGUGACAGGGAAAACUCCUUGCCAGAGAACUGUAGAGAGCUGCUCCCAACCAGUAUAGACAAGAUUUGACUAGAUAGACCAAUGACUUGAGUCCCUAUCUGCAUAUACAUAUAAAACAGUAGCAUGCCACUUUCAACAGUCGCAGCUACCCCCAAGGAAUCCUGGGAACUGUAGUAUUUUAAGCUUCCUGAGAGUUGUUAGGAGACCCCUAUUCCCCUCACAGAGCUACAGUUCCCAGAGUUCCCUGGAAAGAGGAACUGGCUGUUAAACCACUUCUGUUGUCUGCAGGGUUUUCUGCUUUGCCAACACAUUCCCCACAGGAAGCAUGCUGCCAAAACGGAGCACAGCAGGAUUGAACUCCGCGCUCCUGCCCAUCAGCUGACAUUGCUCAGCAGCGGGCCGGUCCACUGUCCCUCAAACCUUGUGGGAGGCCGGACUAUAAUUUGAAGGAAAAAAAUGAACAAAUUGCUAUGCCCCACAAAUAACCCAGAGAUGCAUUUUAAAUAAAAGGACACAUUCUACUCGUGUAAAAACACGCUGAUUCCCAGACCAUCUGUGGGCCAGAUUGAGAAGGCUAUUGGGCCGGAUCCGACCCACAACUAGAUGAUCCUCAGGUUCCCUUCCAGCUCUACAAGUCUAUGAGAUUGUAAAAUCAUUGGCAUUCUAUUCAGUCAGAUGGAUGCUGUCUGUGCUACUUAUAUUAACCAUGGGGAAUUCAAUACCAUAGGGGCUAAAGAAGUUUGCAGUAACUUAAAAGAAACAUCUCUCAGAGAUUGCAGCUAAUGUUCCAGAUAACGUGCAACAAUUAAUGCACAAGAGAACCAGGCUCAAAGCAGCAGCAGACCAAACAAUUCAGUUCCAGGGGUGGGGUGGGGGAACCUUUGGUCCACUAGAUGUUACUGAACUACAACUCCCAUCAGCCCCAGCAAGCAUUUUCAAAGGCCAAGGGUGAUGGGUUGUAGUUCGGCAACAUCUAGAGGACCAAAGGUUCCUAUCCCUGCUCUACUCCAAGAGCAGUACAGCUAAGGAUUUUACUUUAUAAGUCUUAGAACAGUUGCCUUGAUUCUGAAUAUUAAUUUUUUGAAAUUUUUAUUUGCAGCCUCCAGAAGUAUGUGCGGGAGCAGAUAUUGUUAGCCGUAGCGGUAAUAGUGAAACGAGGGUCCUUAGACAAAUCAAUUGAAUGCAAGAGCAUUUUUCAUGAAGUCAGCCAGUUGAUAAGCAGCGGCAACCCCACAGUGGUAAGUUCCUGCUUUUUAAAAUGUAUUUCAACCCAUCUGCCCAAACCUUUCCUCGCAAACUUAAGGCACUUAAAAACUGAAUCUGGUGAGUUGCACCUGGUGAGGCCUGGUCUACACAUGCAGCAGAAUGUGGUUGCAGAGUGCACUAUGUCUCUUCAGCCUGCAUCUGAGAAAUCAUAUACUUGUGAUUUUCCUGCAAGUAGAAAGUUAGCACAGCAGAGAGUGGAGUGGGAUGGAAUACCCUUUUUUUCUGAUAUUCUGGAGCUUUACUUGGCAAGGAUUGCUAAAACCUGUAGUUUGAAGAGACAGCCCACUUGACCACUUCAUCCUGCUGCAUCUGUAGGCCAGGCUGAAGUUGUUGCUUGAGUAGAAUUUUGCCAUUAAGUGGGAAAAAUGAACUAGCAAUUGUGAAAUGAAUUUAGUUAUGGUAUGGUAAUAAAUUAAAUCCCACUACUCUGCCACGAAGUGAGAUCAUUCUGCUUUGAUUCAAAUUUGACACUUAAAUACAACACAAGGGAUAUGUUAUUCUCCCAGUGAUUCAUUGUAGAGCUCUCAUUCGCAUUAUUAAUGUGACAACUUCAUUUGAAUGUUAGCACUGAAGCACUGAACUUGUUUGAAGAGCCACAACAGUUUGAUAUCAAAGUGGAUUUUCCAUUGGCAAGCAUUGUUUCCCUUGCACUCAGUUCAAUUUGCAUCUGUCCCUUGCUGUGUCCUGUCUAUGAUUCAGCUGUUGGAAUUGUCUGAGGGAAGACCUUUUCCAUUCCCUGGGGAAGUGGUGUGGUCGGGCCGAAGGGGUGGGUGUGUGCCGGCGCAGAACUGAAAAUGGCAAUACAAAAUUUACUCGUGUUACAUUCUUAGAAUCCAAUGAGGAAAUAUCCUCCAGCCUCUCUGAAGCUCUAAAUAGAUUUCCAGUACCUUAUUUCCACUUGUGUGCCUUUAGAGUUCAAUUCCACACACUAAGCCAGAAGAUAAGGUUUAAAAAGUUCCGUUGUGGAAAUAAGCCAUCUAGAUUUCAACCUGAAACCUUUCCUAGUUAAAGCCAAAUAAGUUGAAAUGCUUAUCUGCGACUAAUGCUUGUCCAAAGAUAAGAUUUGUAUGUUUGUUUUCCCCAGAUGAAAUCUAUGCUACAGGUUCUGUGAGCCAACUAACAAAAAAUACUGAAGGGUGUAUAGUGAGAAUAAUGCAACUCCUAUCGCAGUGCUACAAAAAGCGCAAAUAUGUAUAAAACCCAAAUCAUUGCUUGAAGGGGGGUGUGGGUGUGUAUGUAUACAGUUGUGCCUUGGAUCCCAAACGCCUUGGUACUCAAACAUUUUGGCUCCUGAAUGCCGGAAACUGGAGUGUUCUGGUUUGCAAACGUUCUUUUGGAACCUGAAUAUGCGACGGGGCUUCUGCGGCUUCUGAUUGGCUUCCUGCAGCCAAUCAGAAGCCGCACUUUGGUUUCCUAACAUUUUGGAAGUCGAACUGAUUUCCGAAAAGGAUUCCGUUCGACUUCCAAGGUUCAACUGUAUAGGAACUGCUGGCUUUUGCAUGGUUAGAAUGUAGCCCCACUAUACAAAGGGACUCUGGCUCUCCCCACUUUCCCUCUGGCCCUGACCACUGCUGGCAUGUGGCCCCUAGAAUGUUGUACACAGUGGACUAAGAAGGGUUCCUUGUCCUUGUUUUCGGGAGGGAAGCUAUGCGGGAAGCCUUUAGACCAGCGUGGGAGCAAUUGGGGUAACAACUGAAGAGGCCCCAGAUUUGCAUCAUGCAAUAACAGCCAGAUCAAAGAGCACUUUGAGUUUUUCCAAAGAACCCAACAAAGUCCUGCAUGUGAUGUAGAGCAGUGCUGGAUCAGCUCUGUUUUUUCAGGAGCAAUUCUUGGGGACAGAUCUUCUCCGGAUCGUUGCUCAGGGGUUGGGAGUGUGUAUCUUGCCACACAAAUUGAGCCAUUUGUGAAUUAGUCAGUCUCCACAAUAAAGUGUGUUUUAUCAAACAGAAAAUGUUCUCACUUUUACAGAGCAAGCGUACUCAAGUGUACCAUUCUAUGCAAACACAUGCAUUUUUAAUUACAUGGAUCUCGUGUACCGAAUUGGGAAGAGAUGCAAUAUUGCAUGUGUUGAUUAUUUCUGCUUUAUAACUGGAAAACAUUUUUCUAUUCCUUACAAGUAAAAUUGGGCAAUAUUUUUUUUGAGCCGUUAAUUCACAGGACUACCAGGCACCACAUAGAAUUGAUUCAGAGGCCUAAUUCUGCUCAUUGACCAUCAUUGAUGAAAAGGUUUACACAUUUCUGGUUAUUCAAAAAGCCCUUGAUGAACUGCAAAAUACAUCUUAUACAGAGGUGUCUAAAACACCAUUCACUUGUUCUAUGAGCUGAGGAGGGUGGACCAAACUGCCUAUAUAACUAGAAGCACCAAUCAUGAAAGUUUCUACCUCUUGUAAUCUGUUGCACUAUAGCCUGCUUCAGUCUCUGAUGGACAGAGCUUCUGCUAAAAAGCCAGUGACUAAUUUUAGUCAGCUUAAUUCAUGCUUUCCAUCACUGAUUCCAAGAUGCUGAGGAAAUGUAUGUGGGAGAGACUCCUCUUAACCACAGAUGCCUGCAGUUCCUUGGCCCUGGACCUUGGUACUCUUUCUGCUUUUGCUAUUUGAAGGAUUCCCCUUUCUGAGACCUAAAGUACAAAUGCAUCAUACUCUCAUGUGUGUGUGUGUGUGUUGCUUCCUUGCUUCUAGCUGCCUGGGGAGCUGCCUCAUAUUAAUACAUAAAAAUAGUCUGCUCAAUAUGUCAAACACUGCUUCUAAUGUGUUGAGUGAGCUGUGUACUCUUGGAAAGUUUCAAAGCAGAGGAGGAGGGUAAAGGUGUUCAUGAUGGGCUGUGGAAAACUUUGGAACGGGUUGAAAUCAGCAUUUCGGUAAAGGAUUGUGAUAAACUGGAACUAAAAAUUUGUUCCUCUCCCGCAUAAAAUGUGUUCUAAGGAAGCAAUUUUUAAAAACACUUUGUAAUUGAACAAAAUCUCAUCCCAGUUUUGUUUUUUAAAAAUUGAAUUUAUUUAAGUACAGUCAUGAAGCAAAAGUUUCAGUGAAAAAUUCUGAGCCAGCUGUUACAUUUUGUGUCCUUUGGGGGUGCCUUAUUAAUAGCAUGAGAGAUAGAAGCUCUGUUCAGCUAUAACACGAACCGGUGGUUUGCUGCUACACAGACCAGCCUCAUGUUCCUCCUCCCCCUUGCACUUUGCAGAUCAAGUUGCUACUUUUAUUGUUGCAUUUGAACAUUAAGCUAUGGUUUGUGCCUGCCCUCCAAACCAGGAUUGGACCCCACUGUUUGAAGCUGGUUUGUGUUCUGCUUUGGAACAGUAGCACAACCACAGUAUGUCCGUUUGGAUGCAGUGUUUUGUGGAAAUGGGCAAAGGAAGUUACUCGUGGGAUCUGAACUUGCACAGAGCAAGUUCUGAUUUUGGAAAUUUAAAAGCUUGAAAACCCUAACCUACUAGGAAAUGUAUAGAGGGGUAACUCUUUAAAGUGGAAGAAGAGGAUCUGAGAACAUGCAAGCAAGCUGCUUCUUUAUGUAUCGAGAACCAGACCAAACAGUUUCAGAGGAAAAUUGCAGCAGCAUCACCACGCAAAACUAACUCAUAGACAGAACAAAGUGGAAUGGAUGACAGUUAGAAAUCUUGCCAGUGGGAAUAUAUUGUUCCCGUCACUGAAGCAGGCAAGAAGGCAGGCUAUCACUUGGAGCAAUUUUGUCCAUGAAGUGCCUUGUAAAUUUGUAAAACAGGCUGCACAGUGAAUGCUGGCAAACAUUAGCGCUGCUAACUUUAACAGAGGUUGACAUCGAAACGUGGUAGCCGCCACUGAUAGGGCGUCACAUUGUAGUCUAGAAUAUAGUUCAGUACACAUAGGACAGUUCGGCCAUAUUGGAAUUGAUAAGCGCGCGUCCCCACCCUUGAUAACAGUUCUACUAUGAAGCAAUGGAACCCCUAAGGCUUUGUACCGAUGCUUUUUCUAUAUAAAGCAGAAGUGGAGUCUUGAAACAUUUUAUUUAUUGCGUUUAUACAUGACCUUGUUGCCAAGUCACCCAAGAUGGUUUGCAACCUUAAAAUAUCAAAGCAAAUGAUACAGAACGGCAGAGCAGAGUCCUUCCAGGCUGACUGAUGGUCCUUUGGGGACCAUUUGGCAUGAUCUCCUUGGUCUGGGCCUUCCUCACAUCUGCCUUCCUUCGGGGCACACAGAUCUGAAGUAGCAAGAGGGUGAAGGGGCACAAGCGACCUGAUAGUUGCUUCAGGAGCAGUGGCAUGUGGCCCAUAGGAGCCUGGGCUGCUUAUCUUCUUUCUUCCCUCAGGGCACACAGAUCUUAAGUUUUAUGAUCUAGAAGGGUCCUGUCCCUUCACUCCAGUUGUAAAAGACGCCAGGCAAAAACAUUCCUCUUCAGUUAGGCCUUUGCUGUCAGAAUCUAUGACCUUUUAAAUGUACGUGGGGUGUGGGUGUGUUAUUUUUUAAUUAUUAUUAUUAUUAUUAUGCUACACAUUUUUGUGGGGGGUCCUUUUGGUGCAUGAUUUUAUGUUGUAAACCACCCUGUGAUCUUCAGACGGUGGGCGGUAUAUACAUUUAGUAAAUCAAAACGUAAAAUAAAAUAACCUGUGUUUUAUAAAUUGGAGCUGGAAAUAGUGCAACAGCAAACGAAAGCCCAAGGGGCUUCUUCAUGCUUACCCUUCUUCUCUAAGGCCCAGAUUAGUAAUGUUGGUGCUUUCCGCCCACAACAUGCAAGGGAAAAGGAAGGGGAAGCAAAAUUGCAUAGCCCACAGACAGAUGGCACAACGAAACCUCAUGUGUUAAAGCAGGUAAUUUAGUACAAAGAUAAAUAAACAAGGCAUGGUUCAGUAAGAGACCUAUAUAAAUACUAAUACGUGUAAACUGUAUAAAAAUAGAUAACCCAAUGCAAUUUCAAGAAGUGUUGCCAAAUUUAGCCCUCUUCAGGCAUCUGUGCUCCUGUUACUAAUAGUGUUUUGAAGAAAAAUGAAAAUACAUCAAGAAAAGAUAAAUGGAGCAGUCUGUCAGUGGACCAGUUUUGUGUAGCUAGGUCUUAAGCGAGAGAAGCUGGGGAGCUGGUGGGUGCUGAUUGAUAGGCCAGUGUGCUGUAGCAACUAGAGUGCUGGACUAGGGCCUAGGAGACGAGAUUCAAAUCCCCACGAAGCUCAGUGGAUGACCCUGGGCCAACCAGCACCUCUUAGCAUAGCCUCCCUCACAGGGAUGUUGUGAGGGAAAGCUCCUCCUUGAAGGAAAACUGAGAUAUCAAGGUAGUAAUAAAUACUAGAAAAAGAAAAUAAAGGCGAACGCUUUGUUGUUAUGUUACACUAACCUAUAUAAAGCCACAAAUGUUUAUAGUGGGGUUUUUUCUUUGCUAGCCUGCUUAACUAACUGCCUGUGGUUACCACUUUUAUUUAUUUAUUUCCAUUCAUGACUAGUUUAACAUAGAGGAAAGAAAUAAAAAGUGAUAGCCUUAAAAUAAAAACAUCAGCAGUAAAAACAAUUUCCUAUGUAAGAAUAAUUCUAAAUUCAGUAAGGCUACGGACUGGAAUUAUUUGGGCAUUGAUAUCAGAGCACCCUAAGCUGAGAGAUGGUUGUCUAGACACGAUGCCUGUAGCUGAAAGGGGAGAAAUGUCUCCGGUUAACCAGUUACCUCUUGUUUUCAUGCAGCUACAUACAUACACCCUAGUUUAUGAACCUGAAUUUGUGGGUUGAUUCCUUGUUUGGUCUAUUGUUAACUACUUGAUGACAUGCUAACUCAAACUCUUAACUAAUGUUUUUUAAAAAAAUUAUCACCCGAAUGCAUAAUUCAGCUGUAAUGAAAUUCAAUUCAAGUCACAUUUACUCAGUGUGCAGGAUUUCUUGGGGAGAUCCUUCUUUUCUGAAAAGCACCCAUUCAACACCCAGCUAGCGCAGAGAGCGUGUGUGAGGGUUCUCAUUGACUUGAGUAGCAGCUGGAUUUAACCCCAGAACAUCUAAACAGUACAUAUGAUUCAAGAUCAACUGAAAAAGAGAAGCUGUAUUUACCACUUUUUCAUCUGAGGAAGGUUGCAUAAGGACAAGGACUUAAAACAAAAAGCUACUUGUUGAAGUUGCUGUUCUAGAAAACGGUUUGCUUCCAGAACGCCCAUGUUAGUUCCAGAGCUUCCUUGUUUCACUGUGCCUGCUUCCUCCCGCUGUAUUAGUUGCAAGUAAUUCUUGAGUGGUGUUAUCAAAUACUUCCUGCGUUCUUAGACAUCAGCUAACAAUGACAAUAUGGAUUUCACAGAAGCAUUUCAGAAGAACAGCCACCCUAUAAAUCAUCUUGGCAGUGUCUGAAAAUGAUUUAAGACAGCAGGAUUAGCUUCAGAUGCUGCGAUAACACAACUGUGAAGCCUCUUGGCCCUAAGUGCAGCACUCUCUUUGCUUUAGAUAUAAAGAGGAAAACACACAUACACACAGGCGUUUUCCAAAGGGAUUUCACUGUUUUCUGUUUUGAGAAGCACUAGCAAAGGCAACUGGUCAAAGCAAAGCGAUCCUUCUUCGCCUGCUGCGGACUAGGAUGCACAUGUCCGAUGGAGACACAACAGUUUUAGCUGCCGAAAUUAAUUCUCCGAUCAGAUUCUGUGUUUUGGACAGGUGUGCACUCUCCCCUCUAUUUUCCUAAACAGUCUUUGAACUCUUAUCCCUUUCAUCCUCUGUAACCUAACCACUCUCAAAUAAAGCGGUGCGCGUAUGCCAUUGACAGUCCCAGACACAAGUGUGAAAUCCCUUCAAACAUUCAUUCUGGCUUUAUCAUUCAGUUUAAGUGACAUUCUUUUCUGAAGGCACGAGUCACACUUUUGGUAAGAGCACGGCAGCAUGCAGAAAUAAUUCAUACUAUUUCUCUUAUAAUAAAAGAGUGUAUAUAUAUAUAUUUAUAUAUAUUUUGCAAAGUAGCAUUGUUGGGUUCAUUAGAUCCUAAAUUUAAACAACAAUCAUAAUUGUCUGGGACCACUUUUCUUCCACUGGGUGUCUGAUUGCCCAGUUAAUCUCUCUUAGCACAUUCUCAUUGAUCUUCUGUUAGAGCAGCUGAAAGUCUCUUUUAAGCAUGGCAAACUUUUAUAAAGUAUAUUCCUGGUAGUAAAGCCCAACUGGGGUAAGUGCCAGGCUAUUCUAAGAGACAAUUCACUCUGCAAACAAGAGAACUAUUUUAUUUUGUCAGAUGGGGUUAUUGUUUGGGUAUGUAGUUUGUUCAUGUGGUGGAACUAAUGAAAUUUCUGGUGGGUGAGACAAACUAGUUUCAUGAGGUACAAUCUUUACUGGUAUGAAGCUAAUGUACUGUCUCCAGUUACACACUUUAGGUCUUUUUCCUUAACCAGGGUUCGAGGUGGAUUUGCAAACUUUGUUUAGCAGGCAAUUCUAGGCAGUUUUAACCAUUGUUUGGGCCAGUGCUGACCAAGCUGCACAGCGUGGUUAAAGCAAAUCAUAGAAGGAAGAGAGAAUUUGGGGAGGGGAAGGAGAAAACCUGUGAGAUGACAGCACACGGAUCUGCCAACCAUGGUUAGUAGAUCAGGAAUAUUACCUCUGCGCCAGUCUGUUAUAGUGAUGUAAAAUACUACUAUGGAGACUUAACAAAAAUGAAAGGACUGAAAUCAUCAGAUACUGUUUGAAGUAUAUGAGAAUAUAAGGAAAGGAUAGAGACCUGCUGCCCAGCACUUAAAUUUGUUGAAAUUUGCUUUUGUAGUAGACUUAUCAGGAAGCAAGCACACCAGAAUUCAGUACAAUGCAUGAAUGGGCCAAAGCCAUGCACUGCAGCAGUAGACAAUAAGUAUUUCUAGAAAAUAAAAUAAAGCUUUUUGCUUGUUUGUUUUGGCUGUGGAGUCCAAACUCAGUAUUCUAAUUUUCCACUGAAUUCCACUUAAAUGCAUAUUUAAUCUAAAGGUAUCUUUUUCUUUUUCUUUCUUUUUUUCUUGAAUUGUCUGGGAUUUAUAUAGCUAAGAAGAAUGUUAAUUUUGUGUAUACUAGCUGAGAUAACUAGCUCUCUGUGGGGUCAAGGUACUGGCAUCAGAGGCAUUUCUGAACAAAGAUGUCGCAGUGGUGGGUGGAUGGCACUACUGUCAGCUGUUGCAUGACCUCGCAUAAAUAGUAUCAUCACGACUUUAAUCUUUCGGGUGUUCAGAGGUAGUGUGCAUAUUUCCGUUUAACCCCUGGACACUUGCCGGCAUGCAUGACCCUUUAACAAUUCCUGUUCCUCUGUCCAUCCUUGGCACCUUGGCUCCAAAUAGUCUAGGAAUAAAGCCAGUAGUUGUAGACAUCUAUUGUGCACACAACCAUUGUGAAGAGCAAAACAAUGGAAUACAGGACAUUUAAUGUAUGAUAUAGAGGACCUAUAAAUCGCUCUCCCUUGCAGAAAUAGGUAUUGUGACACUUAUCGCCAAAGGUAAGGUAAAGGUAAAGGUACCCCUGCCCUUGCGGGCCAGUCGUGUCCGACUCUAGGGUUGUGCGCCCAUCUCACUUAAGAGGCCGGGGGCCAGCGCUGUCCGGAGACACUUCCGGGUCACGUGGCCAGCGUGACGAAGCUGCUCUGGCGAGCCGGCACCAGCACAACACAUGGAAACGCCGUUUACCUUCCCGCUAAAAAGCGGUACCUAUUUAUCUACUUGCACUUAGGGGUGCUUUCGAACUGCUAGGUGGGCAGGAGCUGGGACCGAAAGACGGGAGCUCACCCCGCCGCGGGGAUUCGAACCGCCGACCAUGCGAUUGGCAAGCCCUAGGCACUGAGGUUUUACCCACAGUGCCACCCGCGUCCUAUCACCAAAGGUACCAUUUGGUAUUUGAAAGUUCGCCUUAAACGUAAAGCUUGACCCAUUUGGAACAAGAGUAUACACCUUUAAUGGAGUCUGGAAGAUCUGUGAACUUCAGUGCAUCUGGAAAUUUUGGUGAUGAACUAAACGAAGUUCACUACUACAGAUUUUAGAGGAAUUCAUUCACAUAGGUAGGGUUUUCCUAUCCAGGUACUGGCCUGGCCAAGACCUGUUUAGCUACCAAGAUAAAACAGCAACAGACAUUUGUCUGGAAAAUUCAAAUACAGUGGUACCUCUGGUUACGUACUUAAUUCGUUUUGGAGGUCCGUUCUUAACCUGAAACUGUUCUUAACCUGAAGCACCACUUUAGCUAAUGGGGCCUCGCGCUAUUGCUGCGCUGCCGCUGACCAAUUUCUGUUCUCAUCCUGAAGCAAAGUUCUUAACCCGAGGUACUAUUUCUGGGUUAGCGGAGUCUAUAACCUGAAGCGUAUGUAACCUGAAGCAUAUGUAACCCGAGGUACUACUAAUAUGAGCAUGCAAUAUUUAAAGCUUCUAGCUUUUAGAGGGGCUUUGGAACCUUGCAAUGAGAACAUAAGAAGAGCUCUGCUGGGUGAUACCAAAGGCUCAUCCAGUCAAGCAUAUGUUUUUUUUCACUGUGGCUAACCCGAUUCCUGGAUGAGGCCCACAAGCAUGAGUGAAGCAGCCCUCUCUCCUGUUGCUGCCCCUGGUCUUGGAGUACACAGCCAUCAUGUCUAGUGAUAACCUAAUCAUCUAUGAGUUUGUCUAAUUCCCUUUUAAAGGUGUCUAUAUGGGUAGCCACCACUACGCAUUGUGAUUGUUCCAUCAUGUGCUGUGUGAAAAGGUCUUGUCUUUCCUGAAUUUUCCACCAUUCCGCUUCAUUAGAGAGAGAAACUUCUUUCUAUCCACAUUCUCAUGUGAAAUUUAUAUGUGUUCAACUUUAACUCCCCACAAAAAAACUUUAAAGCCCCAGGUGUAACCUGGCAAGAUUAUGACUGAUCCACGACAAUAAGUAGCUCUUUUGAGUAUAAAGGUAGCCGAAAUGUUCUAUAAAGCCAUAUUCUGAAUUUUAUUUAUUGAUUUAGGAAUCUCAGCCGUUAGGUUUCCUUUUUUUCUUUUUGUGCAACCCCCCCCCCCCAAUUUUCAAAUAGAGGGUGGUGUACAACUAUGUUCUGCCUCCAUGGUCAGAGGCAAUGUUCUUCUGAAUACCAGUUGCUAGAGGCGAGAAUACUGCUGUGCUCAGCUCCUGCUUCCAGGGUUCCCACAGGCAUCUGGAUCUCCCCUUUUUGAGAACAGCAUGCUGGACUACAAGGGCCAUUAGCCUGACCCAGCAGGCUCUUCUUACAUCAUAUGCCUAAAUUGUAUGCAGAGUAAACCCAUAAGGCUGGAUUCAACUAAAGGUUGUAUUACUGCAAAGUCCUCUAUGUGGGUCUACUGUUGAAGUUGGUCUGGGGGCUGCAGCUCGGGGACCCUUCCAGCUCUACAAUUCGAUGUUUCUAUGAAACUAAUGCCAGAAUAUAACACCUUGUUUGGAGGAUUUGCACUGGCUGCCAAUCUGCCACCAGGGCAAGUUCAAGGUAAUAACAUACAGUGGUGCCUCGCAAGAGGAAAUUAAUCCGUUCCGCGAGAGUCUUCGUCUAGCGGUUUUUUCGUCUUGCGAAGCAACCCUAUUAGCGGCUUAACGGAUUAGCGCUAUUAGCGGUUUAGCGGCUAUUAAAGGCUUAUCGGCUUAUCGGAUUAGCUGCUAAAAGGCUAUUAAAGGCUUAGCGGCUUAGAUAAAGGGGGGAAAAGCGGAAAAAAAAUCUCAAGACUCGCAAGACAUUUUCGUCUUGCGAAGCAAGCCCAUAGGGAAAUUCGUCCUGCGAAGCAACUCAAAAACGGAAAACCCUUUCGUCUAGCGGGUUUUCCGUCUUGCGAGGCAUUCGUCUUGCGGGGCACCACUGUAUAAGGCCUUUUAUAACUCAGGACCAGGUUACUUGAGAGAUCACCUUAUCCCUUAUAUACCCACCAGGUCACUGUAUUCUGCAAGACAGUUUCUUCCUAAAAACCCCAAAAUAGCAGAAGCCCGCUCUACAGUAAGUUGUAGCAGGACUUUCUGUGUAGCUGCCACAGUUCUGUGGAACUGCACCCCUGUUGAGAUAUGGCACCCACUACCUGUACUUUCCAGAACUAAAUGAAGACAUUUUUGUUUCAAUAAGCUUUUCCAGCUGCCUUCGGUGUUCAUUUUUAUUGUUUUUAGACCUUUAAAACUAUUUUAGCUGUUUUAUGGUGGGUAGGUAGGUAUGGUAUGUUCACAUUGAGACACGUGUGAAAGGUGUUUAAUAAAUUAUUUUUUAAAAAAUACUGAGAUUUUUUUCACUGGUGUCCUGGGUGCCACAUAGUGUCCCCUGUGAGUGACUUGGACCAUAUAACUAUGUAUUUAUUGCCUGACUUUCCAAUGUUUUCAGUAGGGCUGGGUGACACCUAAAUACUGUGAUAUGACUGAUAUAUCACAAUGUAUGGAAUGUAUCUCGGCUGCUUCUUCCUCCCCAUCUUAGGGGAUGAAGAAGCAGCAGAGAUACAGCACCCAGCCCUACUGAGCAAGCUCCCAUACCACUCCAGCUCACAUGAACUGGGAGGGCAAUAGGGGCUUCCUUAAACUGCUCAGAGAGUGGGAAGCCUGAGCAGAAGCAGUCACCAUUACAAAAAAAGAGUAGGAAUAGGCAAAUAUAUAUGUGGACUGUCCAUCAAGUGACUUUUCUUCUUUAGGUUCUCAACGCUCUCAACUAGCUCAAGGUUGUCAUCUGAACUGAGAAUCAAUCACAAUCAGUCCAUCAUUUGAAAAAUAAGACUUUAGAGCCGUGUUGCCCCAAAAUGGCAACUAGACAUUCCAUUUUGGCGACUGUCACCUUGGUUUUGGGACGCGGGUAGCGCUGUGGGUUAAACCACAGAGCCUAGGACUUGCCGAUCAUAAGGUCGGCGGUUCGAAUCCCCGCGAAGGGGUGAGCUCCCGUUGCUCGGUCCCUGCUCCUGCCAACCUAGCAGUUUGAAAGCACGUCAAAGUGCAAAUAGAUAAAUAGGUAUCGCUCCGGCGGGAAGGUAAACGGCGUUUCUGUGUGCUGCUCUGGUUCACCAGAAGCGGCUUAGUCAUGCUGGCCACAUGACCCGGAAGCUGUACGCCGGCUCCCUUGGCCAAUAAAGCGAGAUGAGCACCGCAACCCCAGAGUCGGCCACGACAGGACCUAAUGGUCAGGGGUCCCUUUACCUUUACCUUAACCUUGGUUUAAGGAGCCAUUUGGCCCCUAGCUUAUAGACCUGAGUUUCUAAUGCAAGUUUUCUUAAAAUAAGUAAUAUAACAGAUGUGUUGUGUUAAGAUAUUGUUGAGGUUUACUUCAUCAUACACUUAAUUUAGUAGUAGUAAUAAUAAUACUUCCCCUGUAUCCUUGCAGCAAACACUGGCCUGCUCCAUUUUAAUGGCGCUGUUGAGCGAGUUCUCAAGUUCAAGUAAAACCAGCAACAUUGGGCUAAGCAUGGAGUUCCACGGCAACUGCAAGCGGAUAUUUCAGGUAAACAAAGGAGGCAUGGUUCACAUUUCUUCUUAGAAAUAUAGAAUAACGGAAAUCCCCAUUUCACUUACAGAUAUGUACACAAAAGUAAACAGAGUAUCUAUAAGCACAGUAGAUGAGCUUGUAGGUAAUAGACAAGACUUAUCUCCAUGAGCCUCUUCACACACACACACACACACGCAUUGCAUUAGAUCACCUGUCAUCUGAAAAGAGCUGUCUGUUAACUUGGACCAUAGCUGAGUGCUUUGCAUGCACUUCAAUUCUUGGCAUCAGUGGUGGGCUUUGGGAAGGUGGUGGGAGAGAUGGAUCUAGUCUCGUCCCCCUAGUCCACCGAUUGCACGCCACUGCUUAGCAUUUCCAGGUAAGGCUGCUUAAAGGUCUUCUCACUGCCAGCCGGUCUAGAAUCCAGUUAGCACCCCUGUCCUAGACAGACAAGUGAUCUGACUUGGUGCAAGGCAAUCUUCAGAUUGCAUAGCACACACACUAAGGAGCAUGUAUUUUAAUAUUUAAAAAAAUCCUGAUAAUUUAUUAUUUUAACCAAAGAAAUGUAAAUGAUUUUGCUUAUCCCGCACAGGAGGACGACCUUCGACAGAUAUUCAUGCUCACAGUAGAGGUACUACAGGAAUUCAGCCGGCGUGAAAACCUUAAUGCUCAGAUGUCUUCAGUCUUUCAACGUUACCUUGCACUAGCCAAUCAGGUCUUAAGCUGGAAUUUUCUCCCUCCAAAUUAUAUCCUUUUGAAGAUCGUUUAUUACAUGUGGGAAAUAAUCACCUGAUCUUGACAAACAGUCUUGAGGAAAUGUAAGCUUCAGAAUUCUAAUUUUACUCCCAACGGGCUGCUACGUUUGCUAUGUCGCUGCAUUCUUUGCUAAUCACUCAUAGUUCGCUGUUGCAAAUGCAUCAAAAUAUUUGGCUAAGCAUCUGCAGAAAGACAACAAUUAGCAGCACAACAAAACUGGAGCUAGAUAGGAGCUGGAAUUAGACUCCCGGGUCAAGAGGAUACCGAACCGGGGGUUUAUUAAUAUAUGUGGUUAUACAGUUAGACAUAUACUUAUGCUGAAGCUAUUUAUAUUUUUGUAUUUAUCUGGGUGUUUUUAUUUAUUUACAUGGGCGUUGCUAGGUUCUUAAAAGACUUUGGGGCACAGGCCUGUGACAGAAAUCUGCCUCUGGGCAAAUUAAGAUGGCAGGAGGCUGGGGUCCUACUGACAUUGCACUUUGCAGCACACCCCACCCCUGCCCCUAAGCAAAGUUAAAAAUAAGAAGUUAAAAAAGGAGGGGGGAGAUGCUGGAGGCCAAAGGGCCCAUACAGAAGACAAGACCCGCCGUUCUGAUCAUACCAACUGCUGCAUUUACACUUUGUAAUAAUAAUACAUACUUAAUAUGUUGUGAGAAUCUUUCAAAUCUUUAUCUUUAAAAACAAGUGUGCACCCUCUUGAAUUACAUUAAGGCCUACCCUUAUUGCAAAUGGUUUUUAUUUAAAUUGAAGAAUUGUCAAAGGCAUUGCAUUCUGACAUCACUGAAAUGGUUCCUUUGUUGUUGUUUUUCAAUUUUCAGCACCCCCCCAAAAAAGCCUACCAGUUGUUUGAUAGGGUGGUGAAUGAUGUGCAGUGUAAUUUACCAUUCCAGUUUUGAAAUUAACCAACUACGCAUCAUUUGGGGGGAAGCCUCCAAAAGCUGUGCAGUGCAUCUUUAGGAAGAAAUAUGUGUUUAGCGGUUUAGCCCUUCAGACCAAUGGCUUCUUCCUGCUUUAUGUGUGGAACUUUAAAAUGAAUGGAAUAUUUUUCUGUGCUUGACAAAAUACAAUAAAUUGAACCACACAAUAAAUCGGAUAACUGGCAGAUAUCUUAAACAUUCAUAGUUGGUUAUAACUUUGGUUUAACGUUGAGUGCAAAUGUUCACAUCUUUGUUACAUGUAUAUUUUUAUUGCCGAAAUAAAUCUCAUAAUAUUUUGUAAUAGUUCUCUGUGAUAGGGUUGUUCAGCCGUGUUUAUUUUAGAGGACUGUUUCCCAUUUUGAUGCUCUAGCCCACGGGUGUCAAACACAAGGUCCGCGGGCCGAAUCUGGCCCGCCAGACCUCGUCAUGUGGCCCGUGUAGCCGCUGCCGGCCUCCAGUCUAGGGAUUUGUUGUCUCGGCAUUUUCCCGCGAAGCCGCCGCUUUUAUCUCGCGAUAUUUGGAAAGCGCGCGGGUUUUCCCCCCUCCCCCGCCCACUCCGCUGGAAGCGCCGCGAGGCGUUUGAAACCCGGCGCGAGUCAGAAGCGGCAGCGCAAUGCCCGUGGAGGAGAACGGCGGAGCCCGUGGAGGAGAACGGCAGGUGGGGAGCCGCCAAGAGAGGCCGGGCUGCCUCCUCAGGGUCCGGGGGGGUUUAUUGUGGGCUAAGGGGUCUCCUGAGCAUGUGCAGAGCGCUUUCCGCCUCGCCUGCCCCCCCCAGCAGAAAGCCCGCAAAGAAAAGCCCAGCAGCAGCAGUGCCCUUCUUUUUAUCGCUUAUUGUGCAGGCGAGGCUGCCUCCCCCGAUAUAGAUAUAGAUAUAGAUAUAGAUAUGAGAGAGGGGGAAGUCAGAGAGGUGGAAAAAAUAUGGGGCUGGUGUCGGUGGGAUUAUAACCUCCCUCAUGAGGAUAAGUCGGAAUUUAGCAAAGUAGGGUGCAGCUUUCCUCCCCCCCUCCAAAAAACAAACAAACAGAAAAGUUUGUAGCACUGAUCCUGAAGCCAAAGUACAAUUUUAGCAUGCUGCUAUUAUUUUCCACCUCAUUUCGCUUUGUAGCUGGUGACCGGUAUCCAUUACUUGUUGUUUGUAUUCUUGAUGAAUGCUAUAUUAUAAAAAGAAAACAACAAGGGGGACAACGGAAGAAUUCGGGAAAUAGAUGGUGGCAAAGGGGUUGGAGGUCUUUUAAGAUAGAGCUUUCAGGAGCUAGAACCAACAAGUACCGUGUUUUGUGUGUGUGUGUGUGUGUGUGUGUGUGUAACACAUAACAAGAAGCAACAAGUACUGUGUUUUAUAUAUGGGUUAUUUUGUGCUAGUUCUUAAGGCAGGCAUAUCCAAAGUCUGCUUUGGGGCCCAAUUCGGCCCUCUGGCUGGUUUUAUCAGGCCCCUGUGGCAGUUCAUUCAUUUAUUGCUGUCAAAUCCUUUAAAAAGAUCUAUAAACCUUGGGGGGACAUCCCCCAAAAAGCUCUUCAAUCCUUAAAAAAAGCUCAACUUUGGUCAGCCCUCAUGCAUGUUCACUUCCAUCAAAUCUGGCCCUCUUUGAAAAAUGUUUGGGCACCCCUGCUCUAGCCCCAUAGAACUCAUUGGAUGUCCCUUGAUUCAGAAAUCCUUAGCUCAUUUACUUGGAAAUAAGACCCACUGAAAUUAGUGGUAGUCCUUUCUUUCUUUCUUUCUUUCUUUCUUUCUUUCUUUCUACCUUGGAUUCGCUCCAUCCCACCCUGGCAGGUUGGCUCUGCCCCAGUCCUGUAUAUAUUAGGAUUUUCAUUUGUUCUUCUGCAUAGCUUGAAGAUGAACUCCGUUUAAUUCUGUGAAGCCUGUUAGACUGUUAUAAAGAUCAGGAUCAACAGAUUUCAAAGGGCUCGUUAUAAAUUUGUGAUAAAGCCAGCCAAUAACAUUUCAGAAUGGUUUAAGAAAAAUAUUUUGCUCAAGUUUGCAUACCUGCCAAGUGUGGUAUCAUUUUUGUUUCCCUUUCUCCUGUCACAACGGGAUGGUUAUUAAAGUGAUUGUGCCACUAUGGAAUGUCUCGUCAUUGUGAUCAAACUGUUAUCUGGCAUUCCUAGGGCAUUCUUUUUUUCCAACCCUUAAUACCUUUUAUUCCUUGCCCUCAUGCAUGAAUUAUGCUGUGUAUGUGGAGGGGCUUAAAGCUUGUUUCCAUUGCAUUCUUUCUGAAUGGGACCUGUUGUAUCUGGGAUUCUUUUUUUUUCUUUCCUCUUUCUUUAAAGCCAAGUCGGAAUGUUGUUGUUGACCUUGACACCCGAUAACUAGGCAGACAUUAUAUAGCUAUGUUUGAAUCCUCACAAAAUGUGAUGCUAAAGCCAACAGAGUCCUGGCGUGAGACCCUCCUGGACAGCAGAGUUAUGGAGCUUUUCUUUACGGUAAGUCCCAUUCUGCUGUUGCUAGCUUAGUAGGAAAGAAGCCGGGGCUCCCUUCUCUGAAUUCAGGUGAGGGUUGCAUAGAUGAAAUUCUCUUACUUGCCAAACAGUUAUAUUUCUAAAGGUCACACUGUUUUUGUUGGUUUGUUUGUUAGAGGUUAACGGAAAUUCUGCCUAUGUGCGCCUAGUUGCACGCUGAUGUUGUUGCUUUAAGAUCUUGCUUGGUGAAAAGAACUGAAGGCACCAUAUUUAAGUUUCCAAUGAAUUUUAAUAGGGUUUAAUCUGGGUGCCAUUUAGACCUAAGAAGUGGUGUUGCAGUGUGAAGUUAGUCAAUUCCCUAAUGACGACACUUAAUUAAAAAUUCCCAGUCGAUUAUAAAAAGCAGACAGAUCCUUGCCUGCUGUCUCGGAAGGCCCUAUUCUCAUUUGGUAUAGCAGAACUUAAUGCAGCUUAAGGGCUGUUUUCCCGUGUAGGCAACUUCCUACUUUGAUGAUGUUUCCCUGCAGGAAAGAUGUGUGUUGCUGUCAUAAGCAACCAGGGACACAUGCAUCAAUUUUGUCUUGCAUGUUUGCCGCAUGUGAACAGUGCACAUGUAUGUCUUCUACAUAGAUCUUACUACCACAUAAGAAAUCAUGGCAUUGCAGGUGAAGCAGUCUUUGGUGCCUUGAGCACUCUGUUCAGGAAAUCUGCAGCCAUCUAGACAUGUUCAGUGGUGCUUUUCCUCCCAAAUGGGUAGCUGUAGGAUUGCAGCAUUGGUUCCAAAUCAUUGCACAUUAAUGGAGAAAAGGACAAUGCUUUAAGAAUAUAGAUUACCAUCCUGAAAAAAAUACAUGGAAGAAACCAGUUUAGGUUUAUCUCCAGGAAUAAAAUUGUGUAUUGCUGGAAUGUGCGGGUAUUGGUUUCAAAGCUAAGAAAUAUUUAAAACUCUUGUCUAGAUGUCAAAUAGCGUUUAGUAAAUAUUUUGUAUAGUGUAUUAAUUUGCUUGACAAUUUUAGCUGUUGUGUGUACAUAGUUACUUGUGAGUUUUUUUAUCUUGCUCAAGCAUUUUCAAAAAGGUGAAAAACUUGCUGGCAGACCAUUUAACAGCUGCACACAAUGUGAACAGCUGUCUAGACAACCCAGACAGUUGCUACUGUCAGCUGGGAACCUCCACAAGCAAAUAGUUUUUGCAUUUACAGGUUAACCCUUUCUAAUGUAAUUCUCUGGCUCAAAGGCUCACUUUUAUUGGUAAAAUAACUUCUUUUCAAAUUAUAUCACUCUUUUUACCAGACACACUUAGAUUUAUUUUAGAUAUCAAAUUCAUACAAAUGAAAUGGUAACUAACACAUUUAUCAGCUUUUUUAUGGCUUACUAAGUAUCUAAAAAGCAAAAUCUCUGCUGUGCUGGCUAAUUCCUGAUUUGCAGUGUUUAUUUGCCAUGCUUGUGUUUCACUAGGAGCUUUGAUUAAACUAGAAAACAUAGCACUACAGUGAAUCUCAUUAUAUUAAAAAUUCAAUAUGUUCCUUUAAUCAAAGAGAACUCUAAUUUAUCAUCACUUCUAUUUUUUUUAGUACUUUGAGAUGGGCAUUCAUUUAAUUUAUAUCCAUAGAUUUCAAUUACUAGUAUUAUAUCUCUUAUUGGAUGACUAUUUCUUGAUGUCGGAUUCUAGAUGCUCUAAUUGCAUCCAAGAAUUUAUGUAAAGUAAGUUCCCUUGACAUCCUUAUUUUGUCAUAAAAAAUCAGUCAAUAAAUGGAUGCUCCCUUUGUUGAGAUGAUUUCUUCUCACUGAAGACCUCCUGAGGAAGAGUGGCAUGAUCCUGCUCGCAGAAAUGAGGGGAUCAAAACGGAAUCAAAAGAUUUUGCUGCAAGCAAAAUAUAUUUGGUUUCUUGCGGGUUCUGUGUUUACCUCUGCUAAAGAAGCAUCUAUAUAAUCUUGAUUGAACUUGUCGACUAACUUUAGCAAGGCACUGUAGCCCAGGCAUAGUUAGCAUAAUACAGAUGGCUGUCAUUAUUGCUGUUUUUAGAAGUAGCAGCAUGUCUGACUGGCUGGCAUCUGUUUCUCUCUUAAGUCUCAACAUGCAUAGACAGUUCAACAUGUAGGUAGGUCCCAGCGAAACAUUGCCUCGGACUAAUUAAAUAUGGCUUAUGAAGUUGGCAUAUUGAGAGGGCAGCUUGGAAGGUUUAAGUGCCUAGAAAUAAUAAGGCUCUUGAUUUCAAAUUCAGUGGAGAAAGCUCUGAGCGUGUGUUGAGUGUGCAUGGACUUGCAAUGUGCUCUUUAGGAUUGCGAGCCAUGUGACUAUGGUAGAAGAAUGUCUAAUUUCCUACCCCCGCCUCUCAUGUGGUGUUAACCCUCUUGCUUCCAAAAAGGUGCAUCGAAAAAUUAGAGAAGACACAGAUAUGGCACAAGACUCGCUGCAGUGCCUAGCUCAGCUAGCCUCGCUCCACGGGCCAGUCUUUCCAGACGAAAGUUCUCAAGUCGAUUACUUAGCUCACUUCAUUGAGGGAUUGCUCAACACUAUCAAUGGGUAUGUAAUAGGUUUGCUUCCUAGAAUUGAGGAGGGAGGGACUUGCUUCCUGUAGUUCUUUGCAGCUUGAACAGUGGUGUGGAAUACUUAAAAGAUUCUUGACAGUGGGUCUUGAUUUGACUAUGCUGGUAGAGUUAUUUACUCUUUUCUCUUUAAAAAAAAUAUGUUUUGUCUUAACAGAAUUGAGAUAGAGGACUCUGAAGCAGUGGGAAUAUCAAGUAUAAUCAGCAACUUGAUCACUGUAUUUCCUCGCAAUAUAUUAACAGCCAUUCCAAAUGAACUUUUUUCUUCGUUCGUUAACUGCCUCACACACCUCACUUGCUCUUUUGGGAGAAGUGCUGCCUUGGAAGAAGUGGUGAGUACAGAUCUUUGAAUUCCUAAAGGCUUGCUUCAAAAAUGUUAUCUUUAGUUUUUAGUUCAUGUUAAUGCCAAGCUUUCCAUGCAUCCUCCACCCCACAAAUGCUAAAUAUAUUUGUAAUAGGUCUAAUGAGUUGUGUUAGUGUACUUUUUGUGUGCAAACGGGGUAAUUGGAGAGCAGUUUUUGAGACAGUAUUAGGCAAGAAGUUAGUACUAGUUCAAAACUUGGCACUUCAGCAGUGAAUUCACAUUUUAAAAUUGUGUGUUAGGUACUUGCCUCAGUGUAGCAGCUUUUGAAUAUUGCUUGAGAGUUUAACUUUGUUUUUUUUAAUUAAGAAAAUAUUUUUAACGUGGGGAAACGGGAACCACAGAGUGAACAAAUGAGGCUUCUUUGGGGUGUUUUUCUUGCUAUGACACCAUACCAAAUCUAGUUCUUGUUAAAUUAUCCCUAUAAUGCCCAUCCAUGAAAUCAUUACCUUUUAUUGGGAACAGCAGGAUUGAAUUGGACACUUCUGUUACAUGAACAGCUUUGUUCACUGCUGUGCCUUUUAUGUACCAGUAGUUGAAAAGGAGGCUCAAUAAAUCCUAAUCAGAUAAAUGUCUCCCUCCAAUACGCUUCAUGUUUUUGUGUGUAGUUUGACACACCUACAGGAAAGUACAGCUUGAGCACCAAUACUGUGUUCAAUAUAAUACUGUAUUCAUGGAAAUGAAUAACUGUCACGACUAUUCUAGAAAAGACACACCGCUUCCGCAGCUGAUUCCAGUUAGUUUAUAAUCAAGUAAGAAGCACACAUUAUGCAUAGCCCCUGCCAUUCAUGGAAGAGUUGACUUCAGGGGCUGUAGAAUUUGUCAGGGCAGAAUGUGGUGCUUCAUAGCUAUGUAAAGACAUAUUGCCAGGCAAAAAUAAUGUUUGCAUUAGUAAAAAAACAAAAUAGCUUGUGCACAGGAGAUAUGGUCAGAAACCCAGGGGGUGGUGACUCGGGAGAGGACAUGCUCCCUGGCAGCACCUAACUUGUAGAACUUCCUCUCCAUAAAAUUGCAUCUUGCAUCUUGAUUAUGCAGCUUUUGAUGAAUGCUGAAGAAACCUCUCUUUACCAUGGCUUUUGACAUUUGAGAUGUAUAUAUUUAGGACACACUUUUAUUGUAAUUUGUUUUAAACUGUUUUUGACAUUGUGUUUUAAUUGUUGUUAGCUGCUCUGGGCCUGUAGGGUGAGGGGUGGCUAAUAAUAAUAGUAUCAAAGACUGACAGACCAACUUUUCAUAAAUUGGCUUAAGACUCUGUUCUGGGUCUUACUCAGUGCAAACUCUCGCCCUUUAUAGCCUUUAUUCUGCUUCAUAUGAAAUCUCUUUUCAUAUUAUAAUAAAGUUUUCUUGCAAUGCCCAGUGUAGGUAGGCCUUACCACUUCUGAUUGCAGUCUAGUGCAUUUUGUCCUAGCUUGAAAGAAGUAACCAUUGAAUUGAAAGAAGUAAUCAUUGAAUCUGCCUACAGUUCAUUUGCGCUGAAUGGAUCUUCUGCCUUACACAAACAGUUCACCACCACUUGCAUUCUUCCAGUUUGUAGUAUGCAUCCUCCCCGAAGGCUCUGAAGCCAUAUUGUCACCAAAAUCCUGAAUGCAACUAGUGGAAUAAUUUAUUCGCUUUUGCUUAAUUUUGGAUGCAAUGUCAUAGUGGCAUUUAGCUUUCUUGAUUAUGGUUUUUCUUUUGGCACAGAUGGCUAUAUUUCAAACACCAGAUGGGUAUUAGAUUUCCUGCAGAGGAUUCUGCACUGACAGUUCUUAAUACCUUGUAGGUUCAUACUGGUACAGCAUGUCCUUGUGCCCAAAGAGUCUUUAAACGUGUGUUCUAAUUAAAUGACCAGGGAGGGACGCAACACGGUUAUCAAACAAGCUAAUAUCCUUCAGAACUUUUCUAAAGGCAGUUGAUUGACUGGAAACAAAUUAUAAGGGACAGUUUCCCAUGAACUGCUCUGUUUGUUGAUGUUGUGGGUUGGCCAAAUUUUCAGGAAGACCAGCCUAUGGGCUGCCAGGGCAUUAGGCUCAAGUGGCUCAGGUUCAUUCUUUAAAGAUAUUUUAAAUAGUGGAAUUACUAGAACAGCCUAGUUUUUGCAUGUGUUCUGGUUUCACUUAACAGAACACGUAUUUUUGGCUCACAAAGCUAAUUUUUGCUUUGUAUUUACAACAUUCCAGUAGAAUGGAAUGAUAGAUCUCCAUAUGGGUUGAAAAAAAGCGUGAGUUGUGAUGUCAGGUUUCCUUCGUAAUCUUUUACAGGCCUCCUCCAAGCUGUUUGCUUAAGAAGUAUCCCUCACCCACUUGGCAGGCCAGUUGCUCAUGUGUCCCUCCCGAUGUUCUCCGCACACAGAAGGGAGGGAGGUUCUUACACAGAACCAGGAGUGUAAAAGCUCAGUCCGACAUGAGAGCUCCCAUUCUCUUGUCCUUAGAGGAGGAUUUGGGGAGCAGUUAUGCUGUGCUGUGUUUGGUGCAGGCAGAAGCAGCCCAUGAAUUUUUGCUCCAAAAACCAAGUGCAAUACAGUCAUACUUCGUAUCCCGAAUGCCUUGCGACUCGAACAUUUUGGCUCCCAAAGGCUGCAGUGAGUGUUCUGGUUUACGAAAGUUCUUUGGAACUUGAACGUCUGACACAGCUUCCGCAGUUUCCAAUUGGCUGCAGGAGCUUCCUACAGCCAAUCGGAAGCUGUGCCUUGGUUUCCGAAUCUUUUAGAAGUUGAAUGGACUUCCGGAACGGAUUCCGUUUGACUUCUGAGGUACCACUGUGCAUGGCACUCCUGAAGUCCCUCCUGAUAUGUGCAGAGAAGAGCAAGGAUCAGCAACAAGCCAAAAGUUGUGCCAUAUGGACUGAAGUCGAUAACAUUGAUCAGCACCUAGCACAAAGCACAUUCGAAAUAAUUCAGUUCGGAAAAGCGUUACAUCUCUCGACAAUCGCUAUGUGCUUUGGUUGGGGGUGGGGUACAUAAGUAGGCUUUUCUCGUCUGUGUGGUUGUGAGGAAGGGGAAGGAGUAGCUGGGUGUAAAAAAGAAUUUUGAGAUUGGGAAAAGGAAACAAGGCCUUCCAGUUUCAUUUAGGGGAGGAGCUAUUCAGCUUAACAGGCAGCUUCAGUCGUCAUGUUUUAUUGUAGUACAACAAUGAUUUAAUCAUGGGACUCCACUGGGACUCCAUGAUAUGUAUGUGAGGCCGGCCCAGUGAGUAUACUUGGCAUAAGAACUGAACUUGGACAAUCUCACUGCAUGUUGAUUAUAUCCAGUUUUACCAAUAUGUGAAAAGGGCUAUGAGUCUAUUCUAAUUCCAUUGUCCAUGCAGUGAAGAAGCUGGUUGAAUUUUCUAAUCAUCUUUAAAGAAAUUCAGAAGGAAGAAUAUUAUUAUUAUAAGACAACUUUUUGGUAAGCUUAUCUCUGAGCUUCUACUGGAUUUUUUUAGUUUUUUGUUAGAUAGCUAAAACACUUCCUUGAGUUUUGAGACCUCAUAACUUGCAAAAAAGAGCCCGCAAGAGAGAGCACUUAUUACUAUGGAAGACUGACUGACUGGAGGCAUUGUGUUCAAUGAUUCCUUAUGCUCAGAAUGUUAAAGAUGUUUUUCAGGGGCAAAAUAGAUUGCUGGGGUUUUUUUUGGGGGGGGGGGGUUUCUAAAAAAGUAAACGAAUUAACAAAAAGAUGUCAUAUUCAUCAAAAUAUACCUACCCACUUUGUUACGGUCGAAAUGGGUUAGAUACUAAGAACUACAAGUUGAGUUCUGCUCCCCAAACAGGUUUCGCAGCCUCAUUUGUGCUGCAACCCCCCUACAUCCCUGAAAAGCCAACUCUGAGACUUGAGGGACCCUCUGUAAUGGCAUUUGAGGUGGCACAGGUGGCUACAUCUGGUGGUGGUGUGUCUUAGUUGAUUUUGCAACCAGCUGUCUGGAUCCAGCCUGUCUGCAGUUUUAGAUGCUUGGCUCCACUAAAAAGUAUCUUUCUCCAGAAAGUGCCAACUAUGAACUGUUUUCGGAAUGAGUGGUACAUGCGUUGAUAAUCUGCGAGUGUGUGUUAUUGAAAACACUUUGUCCUUCUGUUCUUAAUAGGCACAGUAGUGUAACUUGAAGAAAUCCUGGGCAACUUUUUGCGGGGUAACAGGUCUUUUUCUUCUGCUUCCUUAGCUUGACAAAGACGACAUGGUAUACAUGGAGGCAUAUGACAAGCUCUUGGAAUCAUGGCUUACUUUGGUACAAGAUGACAAACAUUUCCAUAAAGGCUUCUUUACCCAACAUGCUGUUCAGGUUUUUAAUUCUUACAUCCAGUGCCACUUAGCUGCUCCUGAUGGUACAAGGAAUUUGGUAAGUUCUUGAGCUGUCAGUGAAGGUCUGGGGUUGCAGAGUAAUUAAAAAGCUUUGGUUUGCCUACAAUAAAAUAAAUAUUAAAAUUAACAGAGGAGGCUGAAAUAUUUACAAGAAAGGAAAGACACUUGACUGAGCUUUUUCUUCCUGCUGUUUAGCUCCAGUUGUCUCCUGCCCAUGACAAACCACACACUAAAUAGCAGAAGUAAUUUUACCUAUCGACUAUGGGUUGGAUCCAGAAUUGUAACUCCACAAACAAAAGGGAUCUUUCCUUGAUGCUGGCUGGCACCUAUUGGAUUAUAGUUCAAAAUAUCAAGAGGGCACCUGAUUGGGGAAGGCUCCUGCAGUGUGAGCUGAGCCCUAAAUUUAUAUAUCACUGUAACUGUUUCCAAGGCAUCUUACAACAAAAAUGGAUUUUAAAAAUUCCCAAUUUAAACAAGUCUAAACCUAUCGGAAGAAAAAAACCCUAACCAAAUAGCAACAAUAGGGCAGUCCUUUCCUUGUCGGUAUGACUUAAGCCUCCUCCAGCUUUCUUAGUCUGCCAUUUAAAGUUCUGAAGAGUCGGAAUCUAGUUGUUGUUUUUUCAUAUCUCAGAUAUAAUCUACUGCAAAAUUAUUAAGGUUUUACGUUUUGACAAUUCAAGGUGUAGGGUAUUAUCAAGCCAGGAAGAGAGAGCAAGCUUCUGCGGUGUUUUAAAGGACAAAAUGGAUAUAAUUUUUGCUUGGUUUCCAGUUUUUUAUGUAGAUUGCUUGAGAGCGAGUACCUAUCAGAAGCCGUAUUCCUUUUGUUUUAGGGAAUGCCCAUUGUUGCCCUUUUAAGGUAUAUUGAAGUGCCUCAGUGUUUCUACACAUGCUGUACAAAGCAUGGUUAAUGCACAUGGUAGCACUAUUAGAAGCUUAUCAGUGCCAGUACAAGAAAUACUUAGUAAAUGAAGUCCUUGAAUUUAUAAUUUGGCAAUUUUAGCGUAAUUUGUUUAUACAGGUUAAAUCUUAGGUGUCUGCAUGAUGAGGCACUCCUCCCAUGAGUAACCAUUUAAAAGCCACAGCUGGCAUGGCAGAGGCUGCUUGUUUGAUAUCAAAGUAGCAGCUAGGAUUUUCAAGUAGAGAGGCACUCUUCAGGAAACAGCUGAGGCUUUGAAGUUUAAGAGUAUUAUUUGACGGUUUGCAUAAAUGAAAGAGGGCUGAAAGAGGCCCUCAGAAAGAAGUCACGCCUUGCAUCCUUACUGUGAUGUCUUCAGCAAUUUUAAAUGGUGUUUCUAGUUCCUCUACCUGUGGGAAGAGAAAGUGAGGAAACCAGCCAGACUUUCUUGAAUCUAUGUUUUGUUUUUGAGGUACCGAGGGGGGGGGUGAGGGGGGGGGGAAUAACAGUUAACAAGCAGCCAGGGAGUUGUAUCUUUCUGUGUACCAGUGAAGGAACUUCACUGGAACUUCACAGAGAGCCAGUGUGGUGUAGUGGCUAAGAGCGGUAGAUUUGUAAUCUGGGGAACUGGGUUUGCUUCCCCGCUCCUCCACAUGCAGCUGCUGGGUGACCUUGGGCCAGUCACACUUCUCUGAAGUCUCUCAGCCCCACUCACCUCACAGAGUGUUUGUUGUGGGGGAGGAAGGGAAAGGAGAAUGUUAGCCGCUUUGCGACUCCUUUGGGUAGUGAUAAAAUAGGAUAUCAAAUCCAAACCAAACUCCUCUUCUUCUUCUUCUUCUUCUUCUUCUUCUUCUUCUUCUUCUUUUCAACAUCUGCUUAACUCAUUGCAAUGUCAGACUGCGAAUGGUGUUGCCUCCAGAGAAGAGGAAGAAAUAAGUGAGCUGCAGGAGGAUGACAGAGAGCAGUUCUGUGACCAGCUGGCCAGCGUAGGCAUGUUAGGAAGAAUUGCUGCCGAACACUGUAUACCUCUUCUUACAAGGUAUGGCCUUCAAUCAUUUCUGGACUGUGGCAGUCCUUUGUAAAUGUGCUUACAGGGGUUUCCUCCAGAGUGAAUGCAAUUACGAUCCAGUUUUCUCAAUACUUUCCCUCAGCUUAUUAGAAGACAGAGUGACGAGGCUUCAUGGACAGUUGCAAAGGCAUCAGCAGUUAAUUGGCUCAGCCGGGUCAGCCUCUAUUGACAAUAAAGCGCUUGAUGACCUAUAUGAGGACAUUCAUUGGCUCAUCCUAGUCACAGGUGAGUAGAAAAUCUUUGAACACAAAACCACUGAUGUUGCACCGUUGGAAGCGGGUGCUGCUUUGACUGACGUUUUGGUAGUUUUUGCUUAACAAUGGAAGUUGUGUGUACGCUGUUCACACAUGAGGAUGCGCCCUCAUAAAAAUAAAGAAUGAUCAAAUAUAAAAUAAAGAAUGAUCAAAUAUGAAUAACUCCAUUUGCAAAAGUUUCUUUGUGCCUCUGGUGUGCAUCUGUUGAAGAAGAAGUUUGGGUAAAGGAUAGUACCAGUAAACAACACAUUAAUUCUCUGUUGCUGAGGGAGAACAGUUUACAUUGGGAUGAAGCUGCUCUUACAGUUGUAAGCCAGGAAGCAGGAAGUGGAGAGGCAGUUUCUCUUCUUCUCACUGCCCAUUGGUGCUGCCUAGCCGCAAUGGCUUUUCCAGUAGAAACUCAGCUCAACAGGCUAUCAACCCCCCAACCUUAAGUUUCUCCCCCCACUUCUUUUGAUGGCCCUAAAUAUUCAGGGAAUCUUAAAAGGAGUCUGUUCCUUCAGAGUUCAGAAAGCCUCACCACUUAGUCCCACUAGCACUGAGACAAUGAAACUUAAGCACAGAUAGCUUAGCAAAAUAACCUUAGUGGAGGCGAUAGCUGCCACUGCCAAGGCCAGUUUGCAUCCGUUUUGUAUGCAGGAAGUCCCAGGUUUAAUCCCUAGCAUCUGCAGGUUGGUCUGGGAGAGAGUCCUGCCUGAUAUCCUGGGGAGCUGCUGCCAGCCAGCGCAGACAUUACUGAGGUAGAUGGGCCAAUUGUCUGACUCUGUAGCAUAGCUGCUUCCCAUAUUCCACUAUCACCAACCGAGGCGGAGAUUCAUUCCACCCAGAUUUAGCUUUCUUGCUUUACUUAAAGCAAGCGGGUCCAGAGGCCAGAGCCAGCUUGAAAAGAGGAAGGGAAUGCAAAGGUGGCAAACAAAAGUGCUGCUACUGAAGGAGCCAGAAUUUAUGUAGCAGCAGCAGUAUCUUCUACACAUUCUCCCUCAGCAAAUAAGCCCUGGUGCCCACUUUUCACUAGCAGCUCCCCUUAAUGUCAAUCCCAGACCCUCACCCAUUAACCAAGCUAGGGGCAGCAGAGGAAAGACCUUCCAGAGACAAGAGCUUCAUCACAGUGCAAACUACUUUCCCCUUAAUAAGCAUGAACGGAACGUCACAUUUACCUCCAGUGUAUUGCCACCCCCUACCACGAUAAGUUCAGGCUGACAUUUGAAGAAUUAAUAGUUCUGUUUUAGAGAAAGAGUAUUGGUACGUAACAUACGAAUGGUUGACGACUUCCCAUCAGUGUGUUUGUAGACUUGAAUGUCUCCUUACAGCAAAAUUUCGCUGACGUGCCAUUUGUCGAACCUUCCUUCUUGAAAGGUUAAAACUUUUCACCAGAUGACAAAGCAAGGUUUGUUGAACUAGGACCUAUUUGUAGGGCCUCCCAAGUUUUGAGAUUGGACCACACCAGCCAAUAAGGCCCUUGCCUACCCCCUCAAAUCUGCCAGACGGCCACCUGCUGGGUAUCACAUUCAAAUGGAGUUUAAUGCUACAGGAGGCAUAGACUUGCAGUCAUUCACCAGGUUCAAGGGCAGGUGGAAUGGCAUGAUUCACAUGCUAUAUAUUCCUCAUAAUAUAUAGGUUCUUCCUCCAUAGGGCUACAGUUGUUUUAUCGCAUCUUCCUAAUGACAUACUCGUAGCCUUUUUGUAUUCCCUCUGAAAUGAAAGUCAGUUUCUUUGGACUACCAAUAUUGCAGAACUUCUGAAAUGUUUCAGGUUUGCUGCAGGCACAGUGAACGUGAAAAAGGGUCGAAUUGACAUUUGUGAAGGUUAUUUGCAUUGUGCACUUACUUAAAAAGUUAGUUUACAUUUGCUGUGGUAGUUUACAGUGAUAAGUAUUUUUUUUCCUAUUACCUGCUGCUUUCCACCCCAGUGAUUAUAUUUCAUUGUACUCUUCAGAAUGUGUCCCCCACAUGCAGAAAACUGAAAUAUGGUAACGUAAAUGCAAGUUACAGCUUAAGCAUCUGAUAGAAUAUAGUCAAAUGUUGAUGCCAAUGCUCUCAACAUCUCUUCUGAUGGCCCUUAAAGCAGUACUUAAUUUAGGUCAGGUAACCUGAGGUCACUACUUUCUUUUUUUUGUUUGUUUGCUUUUAAUUUUAAGGCUACCUCUUAGCUAAUGAUACUCAGGGAGAGACUCCGCUAAUACCUCCAGAAAUAAUGGAGUAUUCCAUUAAGCAUUCAACUGAGGUUGACAUCAAUACAACGCUUCAAAUUCUUGGAUCUCCAGGAGAAAAGGCCUCUUCCAUUCCAGGGUACAACAGAACCGAUUCUGUUAUUAGGUAACUUAUUUAGUAUUUUAAUGCCAAAUAUUGAAAACAAAUCAGAGGUAGAUAGGGCUAACACCGUAGAUUAUUUAAUCCAUGUGAGCAUUGUGAAUGUCACUCAUGGUGAAAAAGUGUUAAAUAGGCUUCGUGGCAAGUUGCCGUAUUGACCUAGAGUUGAUGGUCGAGGAAGAAGUAAAUCUGUAAAGGUUGCUCUGCUUUGAGGAGAGGUUAGUGCUGCAUUGCAAUUUAAAAUCAGUUUUCACUGCAAGAGCAGCUAUGACUAGACAAAAGCACCAAGUCCGGAGGGGGCUAAGUGUUUGAACAGACAAGUAAGUAGUUUAUAAUGGGAAGUGAAGUGAGUUGUGGGCAUGUGUAGAAAUGCCACCUGCAGGUUAUCCACUGAAGUAUAUAUUUAUAUAUCAUAACAAGGCAGAAACAAUUAAUAAAAAUUCUAUCUUUAGCAGGGGCCCAAGCGUACACUGUCUUAAGUCAGUAUGAGGUUUUCAAAAUCCAUUCUAGUCAUUGAAAGGGGUAGAUUUUUUUCAACUGCAAGCUAUUGGCUGUUAGGGCUGCAGUUCACAGAACCAAUUGUGUGCUUCCAAAACGGAUUUUAGAUGUGGAGUUCAAUUGACUUUUAAGGGGAAUACUUGAAGGGUUUCCUCUCUUUUACAAGAGCAGUGCCAGUUUCCACAAUCUCAUCUUGAGGAAGUGAUAGUGUAUUCUACUGAAUUUACAGCAUCCCCUGUUUCAGUUCAAAUUAAUGUUAAACUUGUAGUCUUUUUGACAGCUAAUGUUCUUCAAGAAACGAUAUAAAAUGUUUUGAUUGCUGCGCAUGUGACCCUUAAGUUGACAAUAUUUAUACAUGCUGGGGGGAAAUAUUGUGCCGUGAGAUGGAAUGUGAUUUGCAGUAUUGUGAUGUUGCAGUGGCUGAGUAUUUUCUUAGAAGCACUGCAAGUCUUGGAAUCACGGCACUGGUCAAUAAAUGUAAGGGAAGAUGGGUAUAGAAGUGGCAACAGAAAUAAUAUUUACCAUGUUCCAGUAUUUUGGAAGACAAAAUUGAGAAUAAAUUGAUAAUGGCUUUCCAGAGCCCUACAAGCAUCCUUAAGAACCACUUCACAUAAUACAUGGUAAACACAUUUGGGUUUGCAGUUACUUCCUAGGUGUUUGUUCAUUACAUAUCCAUGAGCACAGUUUCCCCUUUAAAUAGUACAGUUGCCACUGCAGAGACACCUUGUGGACAAAAAUAGAGUUCUAAAGAGUCGCCUUAUACUCAUCUAGACCAAUAGCCCAGCCCUGUCUUCUGCCUGGCAGAAGAAGCUUUCUAAGAUCACGAAUCUGUCCCAGUUUUGCUACACAAGAACCUGUAUUCUGGGUGCUGGGAGCUAAACUUGGGACAUUAUGCAGUGAAAUACAUGCUGUACCAUUGAGCAAUGACUAUUAUUAUUAUUAGUCUAAUUCACCGGCUUGCAUACUUUACCAUUGAAGUAAUUACAAAAUUACAGCCCUUUGUGGCUUUGGACCAAUUUGAGACAUUAAAAUUGGCAGGUCUUUCAACAGACGCUUCAAGAACUUUAGAGUGUGUUCCCAGCACUAUCUGGGUCUUAGGGAAAUAAUUCUUCUCUAGUAACCUGAGUCCCAGGCAAAUGUAGAUGACUCUUCAGCACAUACUAGUCUGCAAGGCAGGCAGCAUAGCUGUCAUUUAGAGCAUGAAGGAGCUAAGAGAAUCCUUUGAGAACAUACUCUUCCAAACAGGAACAAUUACACCCAGCCCUUAAGAAAUCCCAGUACUGAUCAUGUCACUCAGUCUACCCCACCCCUUAUUUUGAAGAUUUCAAGCCUGUGUGUGUGGUGAGGAAAUAGAUAAACGGGAGAACACAGGGGGAGAAUCAUGGUGUCUUUAAUUUUCCUCAGGUUAUUGUCUUCUAUUCUAAGAGUGUCAGAAGUGGAAUCUCGAGCAAUAAGAGCAGAUUUAACGCACCUCCUGAGCCCGCAAAUGGGAAAAGACAUUGUAUGGUUCCUUAAGCGGUGGGCAAAAACCUAUCUCCUAGUAGAUGAAAAACUGUAUGACCAGGUAAAACUAUUUUAAUCUAAAAGCAUUCCCCCCUCCUCCAUUUAAAUGUACCAGGUGAAUCAGGUGAUGAAUUUGCUAGGGAAGGCCUAAGCUUCUACCUUGCAUUAUUAGUCUUGCUCACUACUUAUUCUAAAUAGAGUAAAUACAGCAGCAUGACUUGGGGAUGAGGUGCUAGAACUCUGAGGUGAUCCAAUUAGACCGGACCACCAGCAGGCAAAGGAUUGAAUUCUAUCUAAAACAAAAACCUGCCUGCAAGUAGAAAUCUAGAACAGUCGUACCUUGGUUGUUGAACAGAAUCCGUUCCGGAAAUCCGUUCGACUUCCAAAAACGUUCGACAACCAAGGCAUGGCUUACGAUUGGCUGCAGGAGCUUCCUGCACUCAAUUAGAAGUCGUGCCAAAUAUUUGGCUUCCAAAGAACGCUUGCAAACUGGAACACUCACUUCUGGGUUUACAGCGUUCAGGAGCCAAAACGUUUGAGUCGCAAGGCAUUUGAGAUCCAAGAUACGACUGUAUAGCAGAGAGUAUUAUAGAAUCUUUCUGUCUGAUGUGCUAACAUUUUACUCACAGGGAGUUCGUAUAUGGGGGGAAAUUCCUAAAAUGGCGUACCCCACCUUUGGCCUGAAAUGCUGCAGUUUCCUUUACCACCUCAUUCUGUUGCAUAUGCAGAUUAGGGCUCAAAUCAGACCAUAGACCUUUGUUUCUAACUUGAAAACAUAUGCAUGCAGGACUGCCAGGGAUCCUGUGCCUCCAGUUAUAAUUACAGCAUCCUUAAAUUGUGGUUAGCCCAUACAUAUGGAGAAAUCCAGUGUUUUGUUUUAUAUUUUUGAAAACCACCGAGAGGUUUUCUUACAGUCAAGGGAUAUAUAAAAUUUGUUAAAUAAAUUAUUAGGCAAGACAGAAAACGUAAGUGUUUGGAACAUGAUCUGCUGUGACAUGUGAACAUGGCCGCAUUAGGGAAUGAACUUGAGAAUAUUCUUAUCAAAGUAUUGUAUAACUUACACAUCUCAAAAGAUUUGCUUUCGCCCAGGUAAAGGGAAUCCCUGGCUCGAGAUGUUGUUGGACUCUUAUCAGGUCCAGCUAGCAUGGCCAGUGGUUAUGGGAAUAAUAUUUGGGCAAAAUAUGGAGGAGCACAGGCUACCCAACCCUUCCUUAGCCUAUUCAAAAUUGUCAGCAUAUUUUCAUGGGAGAGUGCUUUCUGUGCUGCUUGUGAAGGUACAAUAUGGAUUACCUUUCUCCUCCUUUUUUUCUAGAUAAGUCUGCCAUUCAAUACAGCAUUUGGUGCUGACACAGAGGGCGCUCAAUGGAUUGUGGGUUACCUCUUAGAAAAAGUAAUCAGCAACCUUGCCGUGUGGAGUUCUGAGCAGGACCUUGCAAAUGACACCGUACAGUUGCUAGUAACGUUGGUAGAAAGGAGAGAGAGGUAAGCCUAAAUGUUACAAGCUGAAAGAAAAAGAUUUGCCUUUCCCCCAGCAUUCUUGGUUGAGAUUUUGAUGUUAGCUAGUUGCAUGAAUGCAACUGAUGUUUUUCAUUUAUAUAAAUAGCAGCUGCAAGGUGCCUGAGAAAGCUUAGGUUCAAUGUACAUCAGGAGGGAAAGUUUACAAAACCCCAAAAAAUCCCACUCUCUUGCAAAUUGCUAUUUGUAAAGCCUCUCUUCUGGCUUGGCCCCGUCAAAGCUGAUGGUAAUAAGGAUAACCAGUGUUUGCGAGGAAUAUUCAGCUACUCAUUUAAUUACACUGUUCAUUCUGAGAACAAAAUCCAAGGUGAGUUCAGAGCACACAGGUUCAGGACUUCCAGGGUGCACUGUUACCAAGUGAUGAGCAUGCAAGUAUGUAUAAAGCAGCCCAAAGGAGUUGUAACAGCAAGACAACAGUUGAAGACAUUCUCGUUUCAACAAGCUUUCCCAGCUAGAUGAAAAAGUCUGUGCCCUAGAUGUUCAUUUUUUAUGUUCCGCUACAGCUUGUAACAAUUAUUUUAGUUGUUUUUAAGGCCUUGUGAAAGGCAGUUCACAAAUUAAUAGAUAAUAAAUGGCAUCAUAAAAUGCAACUGGAUAUCGUUAAAAAGCCCAAAGAAACAGGAUAGACAUCACCUUGUGCUUAAGGCUGCAGUCCUGUACAGGGUGGACGUAAGUAGGAUUACACUGUAAGAUGUAGUUAGGAAGAUGCCAGGCAAAUAGGCCUAGUGAGAGAGUUCCACAGCUUGUUUCAUCAGCAUUUUUAAGACCUCAAUUUGGGAGCACAAGAGGAACAAGAAUGACCUCAGAAAUAGAUGUGCCCCCUGCAAAAAAAAAUCUCACCGCCGGCUCUGCAUUCACUUUUGCACAUCUACUGCUGGAAAUAGUUGUCAUUUUUCGAAAGAAUCCCCAGUGCAUCGAUCAGUCUUCAUUCACCUGCUGCCCUCCAGAUGUUAUGAGCAUCAGCUGGCUGGGCCUAAUGGGAGCUGUAGUCCUAAACAUCUGGGUGGCACCAAUAUGGUGAAGGCUGAUUUAGAUUACAGUGGUACCUCGGGUUACAGACGCUUCAGGUUACAGACUCCACUAAUCCAGAAAUAGUACCUCGGGUUAAGAACUUUGCUUCAGCAUGAGAACAGAAACCAUGCAGCGGCAGUGCGGCGGCAGCAGAAGGCCCCAUUAGCUAAAGUGGUACCUCAGGUUAAGAACAGUUUCAGGUUAAGAAUGGACCUCCAGAACGAAUUAAGUUCUUAACAAUACCACUAUAUUGUUGUUUUUUAAUCCUUACCAUAAUUUUAGGGGUUGUUUUUUAAGGAAAUAAAGCUAUUGUAUGUGGGUAUUAUAUCUUUCUGUAACAACCUAAUCCAGGCGGAAAAUACCUCUCUGGUUACUCCCCUAAUCUAGGAAGGCUGGGGCACGUGGAAGAGGCCGCCACUGAAACCUGCUUAAAAAUUACAAAAGUGGCAUGGAUGAAAACGGGUCCUCCAUAUGCCUUGUUCAUUUAGGGCUUUUGAAUCUUUAUUUGUGUCACUGCUGUGCACUUUUGAGCUACAUUGUCUAAAUCUCCUUCUGCUCUUAGGGCAAAUUUAGUGAUUCAGUGUGAGAACUGGUGGAACUUAGCAAAGCAGUUUGCCCGGCGGAACCCACCUCUUCACUUUUUGUCUAGCUCUGUGCAACGAACGUUAAUGAAAGCCUUAGUUCUCGGAGGUUUCGCUCACAUGGACACAGAUACCAAACAGCAGUACUGGACAGAGGUAAGAGUUGGGAGUCCCAACACUACCUGGAAGACCACAGGCUUCCCAUCUCCUUUUGCAUGUGAUAGAAUUCAAGCAAACCUUUAAAUGCCAGCUUAUUUUAACAUUAGUCUUAGUGUAUCAUGUAGUUAGGGACAUGGGUGGUGCUAUGGUCUAAACCACUGAGCCUCUUGGGCUUGCCAAUCGGAAGGUUGGUGGUUUGAAUCCCCGUAACAGGGUGAGUUCCCACUGCUCUGUCCCAACUCCUGCCAAGCUAGCAGUUCGAAAGCAUGUCAGUGCAAGUAGAUAAAUAGGUACCGCUGUGGUGGGAAGGUAAACGGCGUUUCCGUGCGCUCUGGUUUCCGUCGCAGUGUUCUGUUGCUCCAGAAGCGGUUUAGUCAUGCUGGCCACAUGACCUGGAAAGCUGUCUGUGGACAAACGCCAGCUCCCUUGGCCUGAAGCUAGAUGAGUGCCACAACCCCAUAGUCACCUUUGACUGGACUUAACAGUCCAGGGGUCCUUGACCUUUACCUUUAUCAUGUAGUUGACGUUAGUACUGCAGAAAUAAUUACUGGAGCCUCUUAGCCACAUAGAACCAAGUGUUAGUAUUAUAUGAUGUCACUGGGACAAAAAACUAUCAGAAGUAAGUUGUGAAGGACAAACAUUUGUAUGAUAGCAUAGGUGAAAGAAUCAGGUUGUAAACUCAUGGGCAGGAACUGCCUUGUUUUUAUUGAUCUUCCGUAAGCUGCUUGGGAAGCCUUUUCUACUGCAGAGCAGUAAUAAGUACAAAACCACCAGCAAAAAUAAGUAGGAACAGCAAGAGCACUAGCUCCUAAAGGUAUAGUGGUCUUCACAGAUUCGCAGAACGGCACUAAAAUGGGAAAUACAGUGGUAGCUUGGUUGUCGAACGGGGACACAUUUCUAAAGAGUACAGUGAAAUGGCUCCCAAACGCCGCAAACUCAGAAGUGAAUGUUCUGGUUUGCGAAUGUUUUUAGGAAGUCGAAUGCCCAAUGCGGUGUCCGUGGCUUCCGAUUGAGUGCAGGAAGCUCCUGCCGCCAAUUGGAAGCCUUGGUUUUUGAACCAUUCCGGGAGUCAAACGCACUCCUGGAACGGAUUGCGUUCAACAACCAAAGUAGCACUGUAAGCCUGACAAAGGGCGUUCCUGAGCUAUAGUCAAAAGACCCCUAAUUCUCCUGGAGGCCAGGCUGGCUUCCAAAUAAGUUGGAGAGUGAACAGGGUUUCAGUGGCUAUUCUUCAGAUUGUCUCCUAUGGAAUGGCAUGGCUCUGUAAGGACACAAGAAAAGCCCUGCUGGAACAGGUUAGUGGCCCAUCUAGUCCAGCAUUCUGUUCUUACAGUGGCCAACCAGAGGCCUAUAGGAAGCACAGCAGCAGGAUCUGAGCACAAUAGCCCUCAAUUCCCAUCCAUUGGCAUUCAGAGACAUACUGCCUUUCUAAUAUAAGAGCUGCUCUCGCUAAGUGUUAAAUGUCAGAAAUUUCACACCCCCAGCUGAGGUUGUUGUUACUGGUUUAACAUGAAACUGCAAUACAUUCUGUUUUGCUUCUUCCUCCGUAGGUCCUUCAACCACUUCAGCAGCGGUUCUUGAAUGUGAUAAACCAAGAAAACUUCCAGCAGAUUUGUCAAGAGGAGGAGGUGAAACAGGAAAUCACUGCCACCUUAGAGGCACUUUGCGGCAUCGCUGAGGCUACGCAGAUAGACAAUGUAGCAAUUCUCUUUAAUUUUCUAAUGGACUUCCUCACCAAUUGCAUUGGACUCAUGGAGGUGUACAAGAAUACACCAGAGACUGUUAACCUCAUUAUAGAAGUUUUUGUUGAAGUUGCACAUAAACAAAUAUGCUAUCUUGGAGAGGUAAAUAACGGCGCAAAUACACAAUUUGGGCGUGGGUGUGGGGUGCAAGUUUCUGAAGACUGGAGCACUUGGGCAAUCAAUGCUCAGCCCUUUUAAUUUCCCUUGGUACUUGAGGUGUAUGUUUCAGGCUAUUCUAGGCCCUACCUGCCCACGACCUUUCAAACUUAAGAACUGCCUUGUAUUCUAUUUCCAGUAAAUCUAUUCCUGGACAGCUAGCCAUACAGCAGCAGAAAAUUUCCAUAGGGAAGCACAGACAAUGAAGCUGUUAAGAUGGAGUUCACAAACAGAUGGGAUGUUAGUAGAUGGGCUGACUAGAGACUGGAAGUUUCUGGCUUACUAGCAGAAGUAUUUGCCCAUUUUUAGGUGUUUUUCUAUGCUGUUCCAUUGCCCAUUUGGAAUGGUUUUGGCUUGAACUCAUGAGCAUUUGUCCUCUACAGAGCAACAGAACAGCCCUAUCUCUUACACUGCUAGUCUGUGUGCACAUGCGUGUGCAUAUAACACAUAAACAUACAUCUGUCAUGCAUCUGGGUUUCAUGCAUCUGAUGAAGUGGUCUCUAGCCCAUUAAGGAGUGCAGCACAAUUAAUUUGUUAUGCCUUCAAGGUACCCGUGUUAGGUUUGUGGUUUUUGCUGCAACAAACUUAAUAUAUUUACCGCUCUGGAAUUGGUUCAGUCAAUCAAAAAUCCUGCAGGAUGGGCUGUUUUGGACCUAGCACUAACAUAGUUUAACAUUACAAGAACAAGACUAGCCUUCCUCCCAGGCUCACAUGCUUCCCUCUCCUUCGUGUUGUUGUUGGCAUCCGUCUGUCUCAAGAAACAAUGGGGUGAAGAGUGGCCACCGCAAAUACCAUACUUCUGCAUCCAUUUGUGACGUACUGCAGUUUGCCAUAUUGUCCAGCCUAAAACAAAAUGUGGUUAACCUUAACUAUGGUAGUGGAUACAAGCUCGCUUUAAGCCACAGUUUAUGAAGCUGCGCUUGAGAAGAAGAGAGGAGGUUGAAAGAGCAUAAACUGGACUCCUUCUCAUAAUGCUAAAUCCUUACAUGAGUAGAAAAGUAGGCAUUUGGUUCUUGACAACACAUACAGUAUUGCUGAAUGCUUUAUUAGUAAGUGGCAGAUAGUUACACCCAUAGGAACUUGAAAAUGGCUCUUGAAGAAUGAGAAAUUGAUUGUGGAAUGCUCUCCCUGGGGAAACACACGCCGUGCCAUCACUCAGAUUUUAGGCACCAAGCUUCAGUUGUUUUCUUUUAUCUAGGCUUUUGGUGGUUAAGUUUUGGGGUUGUAUUUGGGUGUGAUUUCAAACCUUUCCUGUGGUGCUCAUCUUCGAAUGGUAUUGGCUAGGAUCUGACUUCCUUAUUGUAUUGUUGGGUGUGCACUUGCAGGAAAUUUGGUUUUUUUCUAUAAAGUGACAAAUACAAUAAAUAAAUAAAUAAAGAUGGUAUCCUAGAGACUGUUAGAACAACGUAAAUAGUAAUGGAAAUUGUUUCUUAAGCUUGCGGCUGUCCUUACUGAAACAAACGUACAUUUCCCACUAAGCCCCCUCUUCUUUUCUUUGUAGUCUAAAGCCAUGAAUUUAUACGAAGCUUGUCUGACCCUACUUCAAGUGUAUUCCAAAAAUAAUUUAGGUAGGCAGCGGAUAGAUGUUACAGCAGAAGAGGACCAAUACCAGGAUCUUCUUCUCAUCAUGGAACUUCUUACCAAUUUACUUUCAAAAGAAUUUAUAGAUUUCAGUGAUACAGGUAAGAGAGGAUUCAGAGUGGGGGUGGGAAGCAUUGGGCACUUUACCUCUUGCCAUUUGAGUAUCUAAAGCAGGCAUAAGCAAACUUGGCCCUCCAGAUGUUUUGAGACUACACUUUCCAUCAUCCCCGACCACUGGUCCUGUUAGCUAGGGAUGAACAUCUGAAGGGCCGAUUUUGCCUAUGCCUGAUCUAAAGCUCAGGUGGGGAACCUGUGGCCCUUAGAUGUUGUUGAACUCUCAACAUAAAUGGCAGCUCCCGGAGGCCAGUGUGUUCCCCAUUCCUUCUUCAAUAUGAACUACCUGCUUUGAUAUGAACAAACUUGACUACUGAGAUCAUUCUCCCCCCCCCCCCCCAUCUCAGUGUCCCUCUAAAUGUUGGGCAUGUGGCAACCAAGUUAACAGGGUCUUUUCUCCAGUGAUACCUAAGUUAUGGAACUUCCUGCUAUUCCCCCUCCCCUCUCAUUUUUAAGCUGCCCUCCUGCUUUUUUUUUUUAAACAUUGCUUGCUCCUUUUGUAUUUUUAAAGUUUCAUGCUUUAAUAUUGUGUAAUUUUGGAAGUCAGCUGGGAAUUCUGAUAAACUGGAAGGCAGGGCAUGAAUCUCUUAAAUGGAAGUGUUAAGUGUAAGUAGUGAUGUUAAAUUCUCGAGAAUAAUCUUUUGGAGAAUACUCUCAAGAAUAUUCCUGAGAAUUUUCUCAAUUAAUGAGAAUAUUAGAGCAUUUUCAUUUAAAACAGGAGACUAUUCAUUUUGAUGCAUUGGAAAUUAUAUAAUUUUAAUGCAUUGGAAAUUAUAUAAUUAGUUAAUACACAUGUUUAUUCAUGGGUAAACUUGUUCAGAUAGCAACCAAAAACCGCACAGAUACUUUUAUCCAAUGGGGAAAUGCAGUGAAUUCACAUUCUUUGAUUUUUUUUGCACCAAACUUGAAAUUGAAACUUCAAUGUGAAUGACUCACAUUAAUCACCUUUGGACCAUACAUGUGUAAAUCCUGGUUUAUAUCUGUGUAAGGUUUGAAAGUCUUUCCGAGUUUAUAAUUAAAGGUUAUAUGAGAUUCUACACUGAGCUUUCCUAGAGAUAGAUUUUAACUUUAUAAUGCUGAACUUUACAGAAAACUGUCGUGGCCAAUUUAUGUAAUGCCUAGAUUUUGUACUUUCUGUACUUGAACCAAAGAGAUUCGUUCUACCACAAGGUAGAUUUAUAGCCAAACUAUUAGGAGGCAUUUGCUUUGAAGUAUAUUCAAAGCAUCUAUUUCUAGACAACUUUAAAUUGAAGAGUAAAUACAAUUUUUUUAAAACUCACAAACUUAAGUCUGUGAUGCAGUUGGAUUGCUCAAUAUCCCCUAGCUGGAAUUGAUGGCAGUUCUCUAUUUUAGAGUUGCCUUCCUUCCUUUCUUAGUUGGGUUUCAGAUUCCUUUUGUCCAUUGUGGAGUCCAAAGAAGAAUCUGAUCCACCCUCUGUAACUUUACACAAUUUAUUCUUUGCAUCAUUGCGUAUAGUGAGUCUUUAAAAAUACAUCUGUACCAAGUCGUGGACACAGAACAUGCAGAACUGGUAUGUGUGCAACAUUCUGUUUCUUAGUGCCUCUGAAAAGAAAAUUAAGACUAGCUACAGUGGCCAGAGUCAAGUUCAAGAUGGACUUACUAGAAUGCCUGUUCUGAACUCCAGUUGCUUCUGCAUAAUAAUUUUUAAGCAGUGUGUGUGCUCAUUAUAUAUCAGGCUUGUCAGGAAGGGAAUGUGUACCUGUAUUUGUCUUAAUGAGGCAUAUUUCAUAUGUGCUGUUGUAUCCCCCUCUCCUUUUAGAUGAAGUAUUUAGGGGACAUGAGCCUGGGCAAGCAACAAGUAGAUCUGUGUCAGCGGCCGACGUUGUCUUAUAUGGGGUGAAUCUAAUUCUGCCUUUAAUGUCCCAAGACUUGCUAAAAGUAAGUACAGUUGAAUGCAACAUUGCAGAGAGGGUGGUGGUUUACAAGGCAACUGAAACUCUUAGCCCGCAAGUCUAGAUACACCAAGCCAUUAAAUACAACAGUACAUUUUCCACUGCUACCUGCUCUUGUGUUCCUGGGUGGGAAUACCAACCCAUUCCUGGAAACUUUCUCCUUUUUCUGAGCUUUGUACAGCAUAUGUACAUGCGUGUGUUAGCCUGAGGCUUGCAGAACAGUCAAAUUUUUCUAGGCAGCCUGGAACUGGCACAGCAAUCAGGCUUCAAUUUGGACCAAUGCCGAUGGGGCAGGCUCAGUUUCCAGCUGCCUCAGCCUCUUACCACCCUGUCAGAACACCCCAUUUGGGGCCUACUACAGACUGAAGCUGCUGGGAAGCCCAACAGUGCUAUUUCUGUCCACCCAGAUUUUCAGUGGACUGGCUUGGUGAAGCCAGUUGUAAUUUUUCAGAAAUGCCUUUAAAUUAAAAUGGGGGGGGGGCCUCUGUACACCACCUUGAAUUCAUUGGAAGAAAUGUUGGAUAUACAGUCGUACCUUGGUUCUCGAACAAAAUGCAUUCCAGGAGUCCGUUCGACUCCCGGAACCGUUUGAAAAUCAGUGCGCAGCUUCUGAGUGUCCUGCAGCCAAUCGGAAGCCGCGCAGGAUGUUUGGCUUCUGAAAAUCAUUUGAAAACUGGAACACUCAUUUCCGGCUUUUGAUCAUUCGGGAGCCGAUUUGUUUGGGAGCCAAGGCGUUCGGCUUCCAAGGUAGCACUGUAAAUGCAAAUGAAUAUUUUUACAUCAAAUUGACUUCUACCUGCCAUAAUUCAGCAAUUUUUAUUCUUAAAUCGUAGCUUUUAAAAUUAUUUUUCUUUGCGUAACCUGUGUGUUUUGAAUUAACAAUUUACAACUAGCCUGCGGGAUCUGGACUAUGUAUAAACUGAAGACAUCUAUAUUGUAUUUUGUAGUAUUUUGUUUUUGACUGAUCUGGUGUUUAUAAUCUGGUGCUAGAAUAGAAGUAUGUAUUUUAAGAAGCCUAAUUAACCAAGAUUUCUCUAUUUCUUCCUAUAGUUUCCGUCGCUGUGUAAUCAAUACUACAAACUAAUUACUUUUAUUUGUGAAAUAUUCCCUGAGAAAAUUCCACAGCUUCCAGAAGACUUGUUUAAAAGCCUUAUGUAUUCCUUAGAAUUAGGGAUGACGUCGUAUCCUUUUGGGUGAACUUCUGUGCCUCCCUUUGCCUUUAGCCAAUGUGUGUCUAUCUACUGACCCUCUUACAUGUACAUGUUUGAGCGCUAAACUCUCUCUUCCCUUUCUUUAAUUGCAUUUGAGUUGAACCAUGAGAAAAAUUGAUUAAGAAACCUUUCCUGGAAACAUUUUGUAGGGUUGAACCAAUAUAUAAUCAUUCUUGGAGUGGACCUAUGGAAAUCAAGUUGACCUAAGUUAGUUGUGAUAACUUGUCCCAUUGAUUUCAGUUGGUCCACUGUAAGUCUGGACUUGUGCCUGUAACGAGAAUGGUGACAAUUUUUUAACAAAUUUCUUUAUAAUGGUUUUGUGUUCUUUAAAGCUAGUUGGCAAGUUACAAGGUCUAAUUGCUGAUAUUUUCCUGAUGCCACGUUCCUGUUUUCAGUAGCAAAUGUUUUUUGAUUCCUUGACUUUGAUUAAUCAGAAUGAGUUCAGACGUUUGCCAGCUCUGCUUGGAAGCUCUGACCCCAUUAGCAGAACAGUGUGCAAAAGCACAGGAAACCGAUUCAUCCCUCUUUUUAGCAACAAGGCACUUUCUUAAGGUAAGAGGGGUGUUCCGUAUCUUAACUCUCUUGUGAGUUGCGAGCGUGGACCUAUUCAUUUUAUUUCCCUAGAAAGCAAAGUCAGUAUCCAUGUUCUGAAUCAGAAAUGAACUGAAACUCGAAUCCAAAGAGACAUGAGUGGAAGGAGAAAGUGUGUUAGUGCCGUUCCUCAAACUAUUGCCCGACUGGCACAUGUCUCAAAGGUUGUACUCCAGUAGAAGAAAUGGCAAAUAAGGAGAAUACAAGGUGUGGGGUAUAAACUCUAGUGAGCCAUGCCAAGUUCUUAAAAUGAGCUUGUGCAAAAGUUUUAAUGAGAACAUGUGCAAAAACUGGAUUGGGACAGUUGCACAACACUUCUGUUAAGGCAUUGUUUCUCAAAGUUGGGUCUCCAGCUGCCAUUGGACUGCAGCUCCCAUCAUCCGUGACCACUGGUCCUAGCUAGGAUACACACUAUGUAAUAUUCCUUCUUCUGAUAUUGAAUGCAGAAUAAUGUUUGCAACCAAACAAAGCAGUCAUAUGUAUUCAAGGAGCCAGUUUUAUUGUAAAACUCUCUAAUUAUAUGAAGGGCAGAAUGAAAAUAAAUAAAGGAGUAGUCAGUGAAUAUGCAUUGAAUCAUUCACAGGAGCUGAUUUCAACAACUCCCUCCCUCCACCUCACAGAUCUGUGUGCAAUUUUAAAGUUUGUUUAUUGUGGCUGUCUUGAAUAGCUAUGACAUCUCGUGCCUUCUAUAGUGCAGGUUUUGAUUUUCAGCUGUCAACAUGUAUACAAAACUGAUUUCAAGGUUAUUAAGUCACUUCAUUUUAUUACAAUUUAGAUGGUUUUUGAUAUGCUGGUACUGCAAAAGCACAAUACAGAAAUGACAGCUGCAGCGGGUGAAGCGUUUUACACGUUAGUCUGUUUGCAUCAGGUAUGAGCUUCUGCGUUUUUAUUAUUCUCUUCACUUCCAAUGAUCACAGCUGUGAUGGUUCUCAAAAUGUCAAGCAGCUUACGUCAGAGUCGAGAAUAAACUGCCUCUAGGAAGUUAACAACAAGUAACUUUGGAUCCUGCAUUUAUUCUCACCACUAAUGUUCAGCACCUAUUUCCAUGCAGAAUAAUUCUAAUAAUGGAUAGGAAUCUUAAGAGACCUGUGCAUGCAUGAAGAAGUAAGAGGUGUCUGGGAGGUUGAAGCUCCCUCUUGCAACCUUACCCUCAGCCUUAAAUUCACCUGGUGGACUGAGACAUGACCCUCUUCCUAAGCCUUGGCAUGUGCGCGCACACACACACACACACACAAUCCCAGAACUGCAAUAAUUAAAUAUUGACCUACCUCGAAUGGCUGUUACUAAUACAAUGGUACCUCGGGUUAAGUACUUAAUUCAUUCCGGAGGUCCAUUCUUAACCUGAAACUGUUCUUAACCUGAAGCAUCACUUUAGCUAAUGGGGCCUCCUGCUGCCGCCACGCCACCAGAGGACGAUUUCUGUUCUCAUCCUGAAGCAAAGUUCUUAACCCGAGGUACUAUUUCUGGGUUAGCGGAGUCUGUAAUCUGAAGCGUAUGUAAUCCGAGGGACCACUGUAAUACUAGGAUCUAUGUGAAAUCCUUGGAUUUACACGAUAGAAGUGCUGAUACCUCUUCAAUUACAAUGAUUCCCCCCCCCCCCCAGUUUUUCAAAUAUUAUUUGUACUUUUCAAGUUUAUACAUUUCACUAAUUUUAUACAUUUCACUAAUUUUACAAUCAUUUUAACAUUUCAAAACUUGACUUCCUUCCCCCUCUUUCUGCAGUUCCUUAAAUUAAUUUUUAGUAUCCUCUGCAUAUCCAAAUUAACUUAAUUUGCUCAUUUAUUAAUCUUCUUUAAAUAUAUACUCUUAUAAAACUGCGGAUUAUUACAAUAAUCCUGCCAAUGUUCUUAUAUGUUUACAAUUUAUCUGUAAAUAUUCAAGAAAACAUUUCCAUUAUUUUAUAAAAAGUUUAUUAUCUUGAUUUCUUAUAGCAUGUAUGUUAUCUUAUAGCAUACAUGAAUAAAUUUCUGUACAUUGUAGGUAGUUCUGUCCAUAUAAUUCCCAAAAGAAAAGAUUAUGGAGUUUUUUUACAAAGGUUAUUUUAAACAUCCUUUAAAGAAGGUUAUUUUUAUCAUAUGUGGUGGUCUUCUUGUAAGGUUAAAGCUUACUGGGAAAUGAUAUAUAAUGAAAUGAAAAGGACAUCAAUUAGUGUUCUAUCGUGUAACGAAGACUCUCUUCUUCACAGGCAGAAUAUUCUGAAUUAGUUGAAACAUUAUUAACAAGUCAACAAGAUCCUAUAAUUUACCAGCGAUUAGCAGAUGCCUUCAACAAGCUUACCGCAAGCAGCACUCCACCAACUUUGGACCGUAAGCAGAAGAUGGCCUUCCUCAAAAGUUUAGAAGACUUUAUGUCAAAUGUCGGUGGUCUCCUCUGUGUAAAAUAAACACCAGAACUGUAUGCCUAACCUUGACCCUUUCUGCAAAAUGCACUGAAAAAUGCUGAAAGCUGACUUAAUUUUAACGCCUGUUUCUGGGUUUUUUGCAGCCAUCCAAGAUUUUAGAGAGCCUGGAAGUUUUUAUAUAGUGCAGUGGAAUAGGAGGUGUCAACUCUAAAAUCAGCUUCUGCUAAUGUCUGUUAGCCACAGUCUGUCAUACCUUUUUAUGUUGUACAGAAUAAACAGAAAAACUGAAAUCUUCAAAAAGAGAGAGAGAGAAAGAGGGAGAGAAAAGAAUUCCACAAGUGUAUACAGAUGUGGGCACAGUCAAAAUAACCAGUGCCUUGUCCCAAAUGGCCUCAAAUAGUGACGAUUCAGAUUCCUAAUUUUGUUGCUGUUACUAUAAACCCUUUUAGUGUGUGAUUUAGACACAUACAGAACUGUAAAACAAUUUUAAGCUUUAUUUUUUCCCCUCUGAAAACUGUGUGUGUAAUGAGAAGAAGAAGAAGAAGAAGAAGAAGAAGAAGAAGAAGAAGAAGAGAAAACACCAAAUGAUAUUUUUUAACAUGGAUUUAGGGUUUUUGGGGGGGGUUCUUUUUUUUUUGGAGGGUUUUUGUUUUUUUUACAUCAACCUGGCGUUGCAUGUUUGUGUAAUACAAGUUUCUACAUUAUAUGCUGCUGCCCUAAAGUUCAGAAAGAAGAAAGGUGUAUAUUUUUGUUUCCCCUGAAAUGAACUUUAGGAACUGUAGCCAUCUCAUUGCCUUAAUUUAAAAGAAAUAAUAAUAAUAAAAAAAAUAAAAAUAGCUGAUGUAAGUUAGGUGAGAAAUCUAAGGCAAGUUUGGGUCUUCAGAACUGUUUUAGAAUGUUGGCGUUAAGCUGCCAUUGUACCUGUUUGCAGCCCUCCUCCUGUGUUUGAGAGUAUUAUGUCCGUGUGAGUGUAAAGAGAGAAGUUCAUGUGUAAUUUUACUUUCGAUAGCUAUUGAUUCAUGCCCAGGUUGUACACAACUGCAGUGUAUUUUUAGACUGAACUAGACUGAAUUUGUUGAAGCAAUAAUGUUUCAAAUGGUGUAAAUUAUUAAUUUCUACAAACUAUUUUUUAUGUUGGGGCAUUAGAUCCGAUGGCUAGACUCCGCGAGUGUCAGACUUGUCUAGCCAUAAGCCGUGAACGCUUGAUCUUCAAGAUUCAGAAUACCAAACUGUGGUCUGAUGUCUUGCCACCACUGUCAGAUUCCGCGGUGCUUGUCUUCUGCUGCUCUGAUCCCACUCAUUUAAUGUGUUGGCACUUUAAAAAAAAUAAUAUGUAAGAUUAUCUUUAUGGUUUCAUCCUGCACCCACCAAAUAGGAGGUUGCCAUGGGAACGAAGUGGCAGGAACUCAAGAAUAUGGAAGCAGGGAAUUUUUGAAUAGUUGCAAGCCAAACUAAACCAAUGCUAAUGCAUAUGCUGCUGGUUAAAACGAACUGUUUUGAUGAAGGAAGGGGAUAAUUUGUCUCCAAGGCCUUGUGCUUCAUCCUCUGCAAGAUUCCCCCCCCCCCCAUUGGAUAUUUCCAACUAGUAAUUUUUUUACAUUUUGUAUGGGGAUGUAUAAAACACUCGCCUCUGUAUAAGCAUCAUGUUUUCAAUUCUUUCCCACCCUUGAGCUGUUCAUCUCAAAAUUUAAUCACACUCCCUGAUGCGUGAGUGUAUACACGCACACACACGUUGUGGGAUUUUGUAAGGGUCCAAAACAUAACUUCUUUAAUUCCUUCUUGGUAAGCCAUGAACCCAGAAAUCAAGAGAGGGAUUUGUCACUGUUUCUGCAAAACUUUUUCAUAGAAUGAAGACAGGCAGGAGCAAGUUGUUUCCUUGAAUAAGAUAAGUUCUGAAAUACUGAUUAGGGCUCAAUUGAGAUACCGCCACUAAACCAUGGCUUUGCCUUCAAGAACACACCCUGGGCUCAUGCAUUCCCUUCUCCCCUCGCAGGCUCAUGCAUUCCCCCCAUGUCCCAAUGUGCCGUAUUUUGCAGUGAUGGCUGAAUGGUGCAAAUGUUGGUUUCUGUUAGCCAUAAUUUUUAUCCAAACUAAAAACCACUCGUUUGAGGACCAUGGUUUGGCUGUGACAUCUGAACUGAGCCCAAGUCUCUUCCUUCUCGGUUAAUAUUGUUUCACCUGUUUUUCUAAUCUAAUGUUAGUGUUGUUUUGUAGAAUGAGGAAAUUCCUUUGGUGCCUGUUUGUUUGAAAAUUUAGUUCCUGUGGCUCCACCAAAGCCAUUCUCACUCUAAUUAUGACAGAUUCUGAGUGUGUCCUUUUAAAUGAUUUGAUAAUUCGGGGGGGGGGGGGGGUUCUAAAACAACAGCUUUCAAAACAUGACCAGUUGUGUUGAAGGCCGUUAACGGUUAGCAAAAUAGGCAAAUGUGUAGCCUAGGUUUCACAGAUGGCAACUACAUAGCAAAUUGGGGUGUAACUCAAUUGCAUUUUUCAGUUAUUGUGUAUAACUGCUCUAGUUUAUAUAACUAGUGAUUAAAAUUGGUGCCAUGUGAACCUUUAAUUUCUGGAAAUAUGAGAUAAAGAGGGUUAUCUCUAGAAGCUUUGAGAAUAAGCAGGUCUGCAAGAUUCCUUUUAAAGUGUAAAAAACUUGCAAGGCAAUAGUGAAACUUGCCCAAGAAUUCUACCUUUCCGGCUGGCUUGGGGAAAGAUCUACCAAACACUGCUGCUUUGCAGCCUCCAUUUUUUUCCAGGGCAUGUGCUACAGGCUUCUGUACAUGCCAGUUGCAAAAUGAAUGGAACUUGUGAGCAACAAUGCUUGGCAGACUGGUUCUAAAAUUAAGAGUUGUCAUGGAUUAUUUGUAAUCUUAAACUUUUCUUCCUCAUUUUAAAUGUAUGUUAUAUUAAAGGGACACUGUCCAGUACAUUUUUACCUGAAAUUUUUGUAACUGUUAGUAAUAUUUAAGAAGGCUGACUAUCUUUUCUGUUUUUUGUAUUUUUAAAAAGUAUAAAUGACAUUCAAUUUUGUCUUUCCCCAUCCGACAUGUUUCCAGAUGUCACAAUAUGUAUCUCCAGCUUCUGAAUGUUAGCAUUUUACCAAUUUCAGAGAUUUAUAGUAGCUCUGGAAACCUGACUUGGUGCCUAUGCACCUUCACCACACUGGAGAGCUCUUUUAUUACUUGACAAUGUCCAUGUCUUUAAAAGAAAGCAAUCUUUAAUGAGAUAAUAUGUACUUCUAUUAGUGGGGGCACAAACAAAGCUCAUGGAAGUCAAUAAAAAAUAAUAAUGCAUUUCAGUUGGCUGUUAAUUUAAGCCAUGCGACUUUUUUUAAAAGAAAUUGGGUCAUUAACAUAAGAGCACUUUGUUUUGGCACACAGUGAGAAAUUAUAGAAAAUGCUUAAAAAAUUGAUUUAUGUAAGAAUCUGUUAUGCAAGCCACAGUUGUAUAAUUCUAACAUAUAAAAAAAUUGAAUGUGGUGUUUGGACGCUUCCAUGGGAUGUCUGUUCUCGUGAUAAGCAAGCCAGUCCUGCUCCCCCAAGGUUAAAGCCAGCCUUUCUCAAACAUUCAUUACUCUUGGGGAUAGCUUUUUAAAAUUCCACCCUGCUAAUUGCUAGAUUGUUCAAAGCAUAUGAAUCUGACUGACACAGUUUAAUACAUCUAGAGUAAACUAGAGGAUUGAGCAUGGGGAAGUUAACUUUGAACUCAUCAUGGGAGUCAAUAGAAGUGUUAGCAUAUUUAUAGCCAAAAGAACCAAACAGGAAUUCUAAUUUGUUCUUUCGUCUGGUUCUUGAAGAGUUUUUUGUACAUAAAACAAAUAUAUUCAAAGUGUGGAUAGAUAGUUAAUGGUCUCAACUUACAACAGAGCUAAAAAUCUGAAAACAGUUGUAAUCUGUUUUAAAGGCAUACCUCCUAGCAAAAUGUAUUAUCACAAAUUAUUGUUGAAAUGAAAUAUAGGGGCGGGGCGGUAAGUGAGUUUACAUUUCAGUGAAAAACAAUCCUAAAUUCUAAUAGCAGUUCUGCCCUCCAUGACCUUUAGCGAAGUGAAAGUUAUUCUUCCUGUAUUCACAAAUACUGGGUAUAAUGCUGGUCAAGCAAUUAAACAAUUAUAUAUUAUUGUGAAGUGCUUAGAAUCUAGCUCCAUAUGCUAACUAUAACAUCUACUAUUUGACAGUUAAUUGACUACAGUGUAAACUGAAAGAAAGCCCUGUGAUCUCAAAAACAUACAAACAAAGCAGUGUUUCCCACUAAUAGUCCACAUUUGUAUAAUAAUUCUAAAAUUGGGUGUAGUAGGUAUGGUAGGUUUUUCCAGUCUUGUAAUAGGGCAGAAUCAAGGAUAAUAUUUAAUUUGGAAAUAGG